AUGAUGAAGUACCCUAAAAUUAGCCUUCUUACUACUUUGUCAAGACUGCAUGCAGGGAAGCAAGUAGCCUUCAGUGGGGAGAGGAAAGAGGCGCUGGAGAGGAAAGACCUGGGACUCGCUCACACACAAGCAGGUCACGCCACUUCCCUCACGGUGAGCUGAGCUGGCUUCUAUUCAAAUUUCCACAAUGGAUUAUUUAAAUGUGACCCACUGUGUGCAAGUGUUCUGGGAUGGAGGUAGGGAGGAUAUUACAGUGACAGCACCAGGGAAAGAGAAGAGUUGUUUACUACUUGAGAAUUGGUGGGGUGAGCAGUGGGAUGAAGGCAGUUUAAUUUUAAAAGAAAGGGGUAGGUUUUAUAUUCUCACAUGUUUUUGUAAUGGAGUUGAGGGUGCUUGUUCAAAGCCUAGUUGCAUCAAGGGCCUUUACCACAUGAAAAAGGAUUGAAUAGAAGGAGAUUAUCCUUAAAACUUAGGGCAGCAAGCUUUACAACUAAAUUAAUAGUUUGACAGUUCUGGACAUACCUUUUCUAUUUGUUUAGAAUAUUAUGGUUUUGAUGUGUGACUACUGUACAAUAAGGGAGACGCGGGUGGCGCUGUGGGUAAAACCUCAGCGCCUAGGACUUGCCGAUCGCAUGGUCGGCGGUUCGAAUCCCCGCGGCGGGGUGCGCUCCCGUCGUUCGGUCCCAGCGCCUGCCAACCUAGCAGUUCGAAAGCACCCCCGGGUGCAAGUAGAUAAAUAGGGACCGCUUACUAGCGGGAAGGUAAACGGCGUUCCGUGUGCUGCGCUGGCUUGCCAGAUGCAGAUUGUCACGCUGGCCACGUGACCUGGAAGUGUCUGCGGACAGCGCUGGCUCCCGGCCUAUAGAGUGAGAUGAGUGCACAACCCUAGAGUCUGGCAAGACUGGCCCGAACGGGCAGGGGUACCUUUACCUUUACCUAUGAAGCUCUCUUUUUCUUCUAACAAUGAGCGGUAGCCAUUUAUCAACUUGGAAGUUACCUUACACACCUCCUUCAGUAUCUCAAAAAAGUACGUAACUAGAGGUUUAGGUAAAUGCACAUUUAUUUAAAUGUAACCAGUCUCUUCAGUUUAAUUUAAUGGGUUGAUAGCCCUAGUAAAAAUUGGAUGUACAACCUGUUCUUCCUGUGCUCCCAGACUGAAUUUUCCCUGAUGUUUCCCUCUCCCCUCACAGAAUAUUUCUGAGAAGCCACAAUAUUCACUUGGGAAUAAAGAGUGCUGUAAUGAUGCAGGAAUAGUUGCAAGUGAGGGAAAUGGGGACAGUGGGGGCAGGGAGACAUAGAAAGAAUGUUAAUGUGUUGUCACAUGUUUUGUGGAUGUGACUAUAAGAAGAAAUAUUGAAACUGCAGAAGGGAAAGAAACCUAUAGAAUAUUUGUUUAAGGAGGGGAGGAGGACAAUAAGCAGCACAACUGCUUGGAUGGUUGAAUAGUGAACAAAUUACAGAAAUUAGGGCCACUGUCCACACGCAACAGUUCCAAAACAAUGUAAGGAAAGCAGGGAUAGUGUCACAGGGCUUCCCUUAUUUAACUUCCUGGGAUGAAGGAAGAGGUUUCCCAAAAGCAUCCUUUAACCCCAUUAAAAAAAUAUCAAACAUAAUAAAGCUGCUCAUUAUGGAAAUAAUUUUAACCCCUUCCUUGAACCAUAAUAUUCUUAAGCUUCCCUGGGAUACUUUUCCUACUGUAAUAGAAGUCAAUAGGACAUUCCCCAGAAAACCAGUUUGAUAUUAAAAAAAAAUCCUGGAAGUAAAGAAAAGAGACCUUUUCACCCAUGUGAAUAUAAGUUAUGGUCCAGGAGGCAGAUCUACAUAUUUUAAAUAACUGGCCACUCAUUCUUGUGAGAGAAUGGAGUAGUGAAUGAAGCCAUAGGUUGUGAUCAAAAUAAUGAAAUACUGUUCCCUGUUUGUACCUAUUUGUGUUUCCAAAGCCAGCCAGGUCAGCACAUUAGCCAGCCUACAUUGUGUUCCUCAUUUCAUCCUGAACAGUGAAAAAUUGGUGAGUGAUGAUACCUUCUACAUUCUAUCUGCAAGCUUGGUGGUACUAGCUGUACCUCUCCUAAGGCAGUUGCCAAUGGUCAGCUGUUUCAUGCGCACAAUACUAUGAAGUUUCAGAGGCUAUGGUGUCUGAACUGUAAGGCCAGGUUAUCUAUUUGUGGAUCAAAGAAAGUGCUUUCUUGUAGUUCCCUUCAGCAUAGGAAGGAUUCCCAAAAUCCACCUACUCCCCAGCAUUUAAAAAUAAAUAAAUCAUUUUAGUAGUUCUGCAUACUGUAUAAGGAAUUUACUUAAUUGUUUAUGUAGGUCAAAAUCCACAUUUCCGUGACCUAAAAGCAAACAACAUAUGAUGUGCCCUAAAAAUAAAUAUUUUGAAUCCUUUUUCUGGCAUUCAUUUCUGAACAAGUGAAUGUGCAUAGAGCUCUGAAUCUCCAUUUUCCAGGGUACCAGUUCACUCAUAGAGGUGUAUGCAUUCAUGCGUUCAGGUAUGUGCAGGUAAACCCCAUGCAAAUGUUACCUUUAAAAGAGUGAAGGCCAGCCAAGAGGUUUGCCCUCAAACAUGCAUUCUGUGUUCAUUUGUGCACAAAUGAAUGUCAAUAAGAACCUCGAAAUGCAGUGAGUGCAUGUUCCACCAUACUUUAGAAUAUAUGUUUAUCUUCACCCUAAUAUGAAAAUGUGUCAUACGGUAUGCUCUAGACCAGGGGUCAGCAAACUUUUUCAGCAGGGGGCCAGUCCACUGUCCCUCAGACCUUGUGGGGGGGCCGGACUAUUUUUUUUGGGGGGGGGGGAAUGAACGAAUUCCUAUGCCCCACAAAUAACCCAGAGAUGCAUUUUAAAUACAGUGGUGCCUCGCAAGACGAAAUUAAUUCGUUCCGCGACUUUUUUCGUCUUGUGGUUUUUUUCGUCUUGCGAAGCAUGGUGUUGGAAAAGCUUUGGAAAAGCUUCAAAAAUCACCAAAGUCUUCAAAAACCUCAAAAAAGACUACCACACCGCGUGCUAUGAGUUGCUCCUCGAAGUCAAGUCGCAACUGUAUUAACGGUUUUAAGAAAAAGGAAACAAACUUGCAAGACGUUUCUGUCUUGCGAAGCAAGCCCAUAGGGAAAAUCGUCUUGCGAAGCAACUCAAAAAACCAAAAACCCUUUCGUUUUGCGAGUUUUCCGUCUUGCGAGGCAUUCGUCUUGUGAGGUACCACUGUAAAAGCACACAUUCCACUCAUGUAAAAACACCAGGCAGGCCCCACAAAUAACCCAGAGAUGCAUGUUAAAUAAAAGGACACAUUCUACUCAUGUAAAAACAUGCUGACUGUCCGCGGGCCGGAUUUAGAAGGCCAUUGGGCUGGAUCCGGUCCCCGGGCCUUAGUUUGCCUACCCAUGCUCUAGACUCUUAAAAGUACAUUCACAGCCUAUAUACAAACUUAUAUUAUCCCCAGCCCCUAAAUAACCACCCAAUUGAGAAUUCCUGAUAGGCAGGGGAAGGAAGUUCCUAAACCAGGGUGUGGCAAGCAAGAGUAACUUUCUAAAUAACUUUUACAUUUGCAUGUGACACAUGGAGAGUGCUAUCAAGUGGCCAACCUCAGCUGACCACAGAAAUUGUGUGGGACAUAUGAAUAGUAAAUAUUUAUAGGCAACAGACUUGAUACAAUUUUUAACAACUAUCACCUGCUUAGAACUUUUACAUGUUAAAAUGUGUUGACUCGCUGUCACAACCAUAAUUUCAUAAGAGCCUUCCUUACAAUUCUUACUGCCAUGGUUUUCCACUUAGUAAUGACUUAAUAUUUGACCCCAAAGCUCAUAUGCAUCUUGGUGUGUUUGUGUAGAAGUGUAAAUUGAGUGUCCACAAUGCUGUGCAUAGCAGAAGAUACUCUUUCUUUGCUGCCCUGGGCAGGGCUGGGCCUACUGUUAGGUGGAGUGAAGCAGCUGAUUUUGGACAUCAUGAAAGGGCAGCAAAUUGAUAGUUACUUACUUAAUUUUGGUAUUUUUUACUGUCACGGGGAAGGAACAUGCACUUGUGGGAUUUUCCCACCUCAGGUGCCAAAUUAAUUUGAUGGGCUCUGAGCAUUAUGUAUCUUGACUUGAAGCAGAUGGGGAGGGCAGGGGAGAUCUCUAGUGAAAUUCCAAACAAAAUAUUUUAAUGUGCCAGUAAUUAGGAUAUUUGUGAUUAUACUAGUCAUAUCAAAUGACUGAUAUUUAAAACCUAAGAAGGUUAGGAAAUAACCUAACACAGUUAUAUUAUUAGACUUUACAAUGUUUCUCAGAAGUGAAAUUCACUGAUUUAUUGUGGUCAUUUUGGACGGUAAGAUGGAUGCAGCCUUACUAUGCUACCCCUCCUGUUUUCUUCACUAAACAACCAUGUAGUUCUAUGGUCUGUCCCUUGGCUUCCACCAUAGGCUUGGUCAAGGAGUGAACCCCUUUUGUACUCUUGCACCAGCUUACUAGUACUAGUGCCAGAACCUCAAAGCCUUAAAUAUCCUGAAUCUUUACCAGCUGCUUUCUGUCCCCUGCAAGUUGGUAUCUGUCUGAAUUUCCCCCUCUUAAUAGUUUAGUGCACUGUGCACAAGGAUUCGCCACUGGUUGGGACCCAAAAAUGGCCUGAGCCCUGACCAGCCCACCAUAUCCCUUCUUUAGCAUGUUGAUCACACCAGCACUCUUUUUCUGGUGAGAAAGAGAGAGAAGCAAAGGAGAAAGAAAUAGACAGUACAGAAAGGGGUUCUGUGAUGCAGAUUGGUGUUAAAGGUGCUAAAAAAAAUGAAAGACUGCUGCAAUAAAGCAUAGGCUGGAAAUACUUUUGUUUUGUAAAGGUCAUUAUUUCCUUGUCCUUCUCCAUCUAAAAUACUAUGGGAAACUUCUAUAUUGUUCUUCACACACAGCGUUUCUUCCGCUCUAGGCCCCUCCUAAUAGAUUUUCUAUAAAGAGCAAUCUGAACAAAAGACUUCAGUUACCACCACCUGGUGCCUUUACAUUAGAAAUCAACAGUUCACCGCCUAAUAUACAAAGAUACAAAUGCAUGCAAUCUGGCACUAUAGGUACCUAGCAAACUAAAGCACAUCUUAUUUUUCAUAUACAACGAACAAUUGAAUGAAAAUCAUAAAAUGAAUCUGUUGCGUCUUCCAGAUUAAAAUGACAAAACUGACAGCUUCUCAUUUAUUUAUAUUUCAUAUACUCUGUACAUAUGGCACAAUUUGAAGGGUUGGUUCAAAUUGUAAUCUCAAAAUUCAUUCUAAGUAUGAAGGAUUUAUUUCUCAGGAGUGCUUGAACUGAUAGAAAACAAAGCCUAGUGAAUGAUAAAAGUAAUGAUUCAGUUUAAGUUAAAACUGAGCGGCCUACAUAAAUUUGUUCAGCUACCAAUUCUCUUGAAGCCAAACAGUUUCUUCAACCACUCUCAUAACUCAUUCAUGUUAAUAGACAAUAAAAUCUUAAUUAAAAACGUUAGAACUGCAACCUGUGUUUUUUAAAAAAAUACACACAAUCUUUUUCUAAUAAUUGGAACUGGCAGCUACUGUUGUAAGCAGCUGUUAAGUAAGGUUAUUGUUUUGCUUUCUCUUUAGGAUUUCUAAUAGCUUAAUUAGAGUUUCUUAGACUUACCCAAAUAAUUGUUUUUUAAAAGAUCAUUUGUUCUAAGCUUGUGAGCCAGGUCUGCUCUUCCUUGUUGGAGAAAACAAUUAAGCAUAUCACUGGGAAAAGAAGCUUUAAUUCAUAGCUAGAGAGAUUUCUCCUCGGUCACACAUGUACUAACUAGUCUAAAAAGGUUUAUGUUCAUGCAUAGUCUGUCAUUAUCAGACUAUAUUUUAAAUGCUAUGACCUGUUCCGUUUUGCCCAGUCAUAGUGACUCAGCUGAUAAUUUAGGCAUUAGGGAACACAUUGGCUCAGGAAGCAAAUUAAAAAGCUCAGGAAAAUAUUCUUCCUUAACUUUAUAGUAUAGGCAUUUAAGCAACUUUUCUGUGGUGGUGGGGUACAUGGGAUAUAUGUUGUUUGUUUAAUGGGAAACGGAGGGAUUAGCUGGAAUUAUAGGUGCUUUUCAUUAAAUGUUACCCACCACACAACAAAUGCACACCCCUUUUGGCUAUCCGAGGGAGACUUUUUGCCAUUCCCUUGGUGGCACUAGAAAGAAGGUCUCGCUGGCGUAUAAUUAGACAGCCUGCUCACCACCAUAUGCAUUCAGUUAGCCAACCUGCUUUUGCAUACCUGGCAUAAAGGCAGCGCUUCACUGUGAAUCCUGUUUGUCCUUAGCACCAUUUUUUCUUUAUAAAUGCCUUCUUAUUAAGAACAGUAACACCAUAACAUAGCAAAUCAGGUUUGGCAGUACUUUGAUGUUUCUGAGAGUGAACAAAGCUAAUGUAGAGUGAGGUACAAUGCAAUGCUUCCUGAGUAGACAUUGCCUACUCUCUGACGUAACUUUGUGACCUCAGCCCAUAGUCAUAUCUGAUGGGCUGUGUGGCAACACUGCUGUUACUAAAAUGAAGAAGACGUCUGUGGGGUGUGUGUGGAAUGGCACCAAAGCAAUAGGUGACUGGAGCUGUGAAUAUCACUAGUGAGUAGAGCUGCCAUAUAUCCCACUUCACAGAUGGCAACCCUCCACUUCCAGAGGCAGCAUGCCUGUGAAUGCCAUCAGCUACUGAUGGUAUUGAUGGUGUGGAGUAGUGGUUAGUGUUAGACUAGGACCUGGGAGACCAGGGUUUAAAUCCCAACUUUGUCAUGAAACUCACUGGAUGAACUGGGGCCACUCACUGCCUCUCAGCCUAACCUACCUCUUAAGAUUGUUGUGGGGAUUAAAUAAGGAGGAGAAAAACCAUGUAUGCCACCUUGAGCUUCUUAGAUAAAAAGGUGGGAUAUAAUGCAGUAAACAAACAAACAAAUCUCAAGAGGGGAUUUAGAGUUAUCUAAAGGAUAUCCUUCUGCACUCACAUUCUGUUUGUGGGCUUUCCACUGGCAAGUGGUUGGCCACUGGGACAAUAGGAUACUAGACUAGGUAGCCAUUGGCCUGAUUCAGCAGGACUCUUGUGUUCAUAUGACUCCCAUGUUUCAUCAGCCCCAGCCAGGAUGACCAAUGGAUGGGGAUGCUGGGAGCUGUAGUUCACAACAUUUGAAAGGCCACAGGUUGUUCACCCCGUUACAGUGGUGAGAAUGUUGGAAUAGGACAAUAUGACCUAGAUUUAAAUCCUCACUUAGCCAUAACAUUUGGUGGAUGACCUUGAGGCAGCCAUAUACCUCUCAGCCUAACUUAACCUCACAGGAUCAUGACAGAGAUGGGAUUCACUGUCCAUACAAACAUUGUGAAUUGUGCAUGCAACCUUGAAUGCAGGAUUCGAGCAUUAUCUAUCCAUGGGAUCUACAACAGCAGCACCCAAUCCACUCAGGAUCUUCCCUGAUGGAUUACGUCUUGUGACAAUAUAUUGGCUCCUUCCCAAACAGCAAACAGUGCCACUAGGAUGGCAAAUUCUUUAAUUUGCUAUAUAAAUGUUUUGCAGCAUAUUUUUUCAUAGUAUACACCAGCUGUCAACUCACUUUACAUGUAAAUGAAUGAAAUUUAAGGCUAGAGCAAAGAAGUGAUUCAGUAGCAAAGGAAUAGAAGAAUUCCAGUCAGAGAAGUAAAAAAAUUAGAGGGAGGGAAUUUAGGCUGAUGCAGUCAUAUAAGUUUUCAAUAGACUUGGUGAAACUCUAAACAGCAUUUUCCAAAGUUAGUAUUAUUAACCAUAUUGACUGGCAUGAAGAAAUAACUAUGCCAGAUUUAUGGUGAAAGGAGGAGCAUGUUAAGUUUUAUAGAAACUUCUGCCCCAGCUUAGUAUUUUCUUUCAGUGUCAGAAUAUCAGUUCAGGUUAAAGGCUGAAGUAUGACACUGUUUUGAAUUGCACUGUUUAAUUGGCUUCUUGGUUUGCUAAUAUCCUAGAAAUAUACCAAUAAUAUCAGAUUUAUCUGGCAGCUCCUGACUUCUUCUUUUUUCAAAUUUUCUGCCACAUUAGUAAUUCAGAGAACUUUAGACUAAAUAGUUUUUGAUAUUAGGAAAAUAUACAAGACUGGAUUUCACGGAGCCUAUUCUCCCAACUCUAUAACUUUAACUCUUCCCUUUCCAAAUAGUAUUGCCUUUUUAUCAAACUAUUUUCUUAAAUGGGGUGGGAUGCAGAAUCAUGACCAGGAAUUCAGUAAAAAGGGGAGGGAGUAUUUAGCCUUUCUUCGCAAAGAAUGAUAAUAACCCAUACAAACAUCUGGUGUUGGGGGAAAUGGAACUGUCUGCUUGGAAGCAGAGUUGUUAUUCCAUUUCCAGUUCAAAGUGGAGCAGCAAUGAUUGGGUGGUGUUAAAUCAUCCAUAUUCGAAAGCAUCCUUAGACUGAAUAUUUGAAACUAAUGCUUGUUUUUUUGGAGUUCUCCCUUUGAGCGAUGAUGUGAGGUUUCACAAAGUGUAGUACAUGCUCAGGAACAGUAGAGGGAGUGUGGCAAGCAAUCAGAGUGAAAAGAAACAAUGGUUUAAGUUUAAAAUCCAGCCACUAAUCAAAUGACUGCUUGCUGCUUCAACACAUUUGUAAUACAAAAGUACAUAUCAAUUCCUGUCAUAAAACAUACUAUCCAACUGUGCCUGUUUAAUACCUAUUGAUAGGCUGCCUGCUUUUCUUGCGAGAUAAUUUAUGCUGAACUUUGGAACUUCUGAAGGUGUGCGUACAUGGAGCUGGUUGAAUCUUAAAAAAAUCCCCAUUAGUGUGAUUGUUUCUGAUAAUGUGUUUCCUGAGCAAUGUAUUUUAGAAUUAAUAUUUUUUACUUUAAAAAAAAUCCCUGGCAGGGCACUACGCCAACUCCUAUGGCAAUGGUGUUUUUUUUUUAAUAUGCCUUGUUUAAAGUCCUACUAUGAAUCUGGACUGAGUAAGACAGCAAUUUCUGCCUUCCUAAAGGACAGGGCAUUUGUGCUGGAUACAAAAUGGGGUGAGAAGCCAGUGGAAGGAUUUGAGGAAAGUGUGACAUGUGGGCAGAACCAAGAGAUGUGAGUAAUUUUGGCAUACACAUUUACCUUUGCUGGAUUAGGGCAAUAGCAUUUUGGUAUUUUGUUUUAUUUGUGUGGUGUUAUAGAUCAAGUUGCAGUUGCUGGAGCUGUCAGGAACGUGACCUGUUUGUUUUUCUUACACACCCACACCCCAGUGGAAGGGAUAAAACAUUUGUGGAUAUGUAUAUUAACCAAUUCAUCCUUACAACUCUUGUUUAGAUGAUGAAGAAAAUAGAAGUGAUUUCAUGUAUCAUUAAUGGAAAUACUGCAUCCAAUUCUAGGAAUGGUGCCAGUGCAUGAGGCAGACAGCAUAUAAUUAAUAACUUGAAAACCCAGAAAGUAUGACGACUUGAGAACAGCCCAAGUGUGAUGUUGUCUUAUUUCUUUUAUGAUGAUGACGACUCUUAAGGGAGUACCAAGUUGCAGUGGGUUUAGUAUGUUACCGAAAAAGCAACUCAUUGUCUCUUGAGACAGACAAAUGCCAACAAUAACAACAGUUUGGCUAUUUUCAUGCUGCUAGGUGUGUACCAUCAGUCUAUUUUAAUAGAGUAUCACUUUCUUAUGUUUAAGUAGGUGCACUUGCCAUCAUAUUUUGGGACACCUUUUGCAGGCUGCACACUUGCACUUGCUUCUGUAACUGGAGUCAUUUAGGGCCUCACUUUCCCAGGGCAGGGAGCAGGUCUUACAGGACUUAUAGCCAAUAUGGUUUAUUAAUUACUGUUGAUAUUCUAAUUGCUGCUGUUCAGUUUUAAAGAGGUGAAUGUGGUUUUAAUUGGAUUGUUGUUGUUAAUAAUAUGCUUUCUGAAAUUUUGUACAGUGCCUUGAAAAAUGAAUUUAAAGAAUUUAAAGAAAAAUGAAUUUAAAGAUCAACUUCAUAUAUCAUAACAAGUUUGAGUUCACUGCUAUACAUUCUUCCCUCCAGACAUUUAGACACAGAUGUUGUCUCUCACUUAAAAACAAUAGCCAAAGAAGUUAGUGGUGUGGACUUCAGAAAAAGGGAUUCUGGAUUGAGUCACUAGGAACUUACGUGUGGAGACUGUGUCUUCCUCUAAUGUUUGACAUUUUGAGGGAGAUGUACACCUCUCCUCACUAGGACAUGUCUGGCAAGGAAAUGAUAUAUGGAUUCUUAAUCCUAAAAAAUGGUGGGGACAUAACCUUCACAUAUGCUGUCGCUUGUCUUCCUCUCUUGACAUUCUCCUGAUCCUGCCAAGAUUGCUGGUUUGGUGGGGAGGAGGAAUGCAAUACUACAUGCAUCAAAUGGUGUUGCCACAUCAUAUUUGGUCUGCAGUAUAUUCUCAGUUAGGAUCAAAACAGUUAUUUCUAUUGCAGAUGCAGAUACAAAUCAUUUAUAUUAAACGUUGAUGACAGAUAAUAUAAAAAAUUAUUACUAAUGAGAUGGCCACCAAAUAAUGGGCAUGUUUGCAAUUUGCAGCCCUUUGCCAUUUAGAGUUUGGAAUAUUCAAACAUGCAAAGAGAGGAAGGGGCAGAGGAGUGGCUGCCUUUGUCGUAAUGACCCUUAACUAUAUUUUGCGAGGGUCUGUUCAUAUACAUUUAAAUAGUGUCAAAUACAAACAUAGUGAUACUUUAUCUGUUUAUUUGAUUGCUCCACACACACCCUUACUGUGCAAGCAUAUAAAAAUGUGAAUUUUCUAAGACUGUUACAGAUUCUUAGGAAACCAGACACAGGUAAGAGCUGAACCCCUGGAAGGUGUGGGCAAGAUGUUACCGUAUGGUACAAUACAGCUAGCAGUACAAUACAGCUAGCAGAACCCCUGGAAGGUGUGGGCAGGAUGUUACCGUAUGGUACAAUACAGCUAGCAGUACAAUACAGCUAGCAGAACCCCUGGAAGGUGUGGGCAGGAUGUUACCGUAUGGUACAAUACAGCUAGCAGUACAAUACAGCUAGCAGAACCCCUGGAAGGUGUGGGCAGGAUGUUACCGUAUGGCACAAUACAGCUAGCAGAACAGCUAGCAGAUUUUACAGCAUGCAUCUGGUUUAUUUCUGUUAACAAUAGUUUUUGUUAAUUAAUGUGUGUUUGUUUGUUUGUUUGUGUGUGUGUGUGUGUGUGAGAGAGAGAGAGAGCGUGCAUAAUAUAAAUAUUAGAGUAUCCAACCUAAUUUCAUUUGGUUACAUUUCAGCCUGGAUUUUUUUCAAUGGAGUCCUAAAGCCUUUAUUUUAAAGCAGGUUCUAUUCAUGUCAGUAGUGUGCUUAGGAUCUCAGCCCUAUUUUCUCUUACUGUGCUUUUCAAAUGUUGAAUAGUCAGCCUUUUUACUGAUUCCAUUUUUUUAGGGCCACAGUAAUCAUUAUAGCGAAGGAUUGCCAUUGACUUAAAUGUGACUGGGAUCAAUCUCUACAUGACGGUAACUUUACAACUGCAUAACCAUAACUCUGUCUUCAAGAGUUUUCUGUUGGAAGUAUUUAAAUUAUGUUUACAAAUGGCUUGGUAACACCCUGAUAUACAUUAUUGGUUUCAAAAGUUGGAAUGUAUUUAUUGCUAUCUUUGUGGAGUGCUAAUGUGGCAUAAUCCAUAUUGAGAUUCCAUGCAGGAUUUAAAACCUCCGGAAGUGUUUGUGUAGAGUUGUGAAACUCCUCAAGAGUCUCUCCAGUACUGCAAAGCUAUGUAAGAGUUUGUAUGUCUUUGUGGAAGGGAGGGGUCUGCAAUGAUGUAACUAAACAUCCAAUUUCUUCACUAUUCCAGUAUCUAAGAUAUUCUUGGAGACUAGAAUAGUUGCGGAAUGCUAUACUUUUAUUUUUACAGUUGUAUCUAAUACCAGGAAAUUAAAAUAUAUUUAACCAGCCAGGAACUUCUCCAAUCAAUGUUCUGAAUGCCAUAAUCCGCUCUCCAUUCAGAUUGCUCCUUAAAGACCAUCCUUCCUCUGAAGCCAUUGGUUUAAUCCAAUUGAAACAAACUAGAUGCUACAAGGAACGUAUGGCAUUUGUGUGUCUGACCUAUCUCCCCCAGUAAUACACACUGAAAGUCACAUAUUGACACUGUGCCAUAACACUCUAAGUUCCCCGUCCCAGUUUUACUUCAUUGACCUCCCCAUGUAAAGGGUAGGGAAACUCUAAGUAUGAUUAUGUCAUUGCAUGUGCUCUCAGAGAUGAGAGUUCACAGCCGCCAUGUGGCCCCCUGCAAUGUCUAACUUGAACUCUAGUUCUUCCCAGUUGAAGCAAAACCAAGCUAUACUUUUUCUAUUCAUUGAAAUUUGCACCCAUCUGAAAUUUGCAAUGCAGUUCGCCAACCAAGGUUGUUGGUUUUUUUAAUGCAUCUAUUGGGGGAAGCGAGCAUAAAAAUGAGUAUAUUAGUGAAAACAACAUACAAAAAUGUCUGUGGGAUGAUUGCUUGCAAAAAUGUGUACAUUAGUAAAAACUGCAUACAAAAAUGUGUUUAUUGGUUAGUCCUGAUAUUUUUCAUAUUUAUUUCAGCUUAGCUGUGACUUAAUUAGCAUGAAUGCAACCUGAUUUAUUAUAUAUAACAACAACAGCAACAAAAUAUUUAAAAGAUCACAGCCUUAAUAGUGAUAAAAUGUGCUGUGUUCGCUUCGUAAAUCUUAGCUUAAGCCCCUGGGACAUAAUCCCAUAAACAGUUUCUGUUUAUUUCAGUGAGACAACAUGUCUUCAGGCUUCAUGUACUAGCAACAGAUGUUUAGGAUGGAGUUAUUAAUUAAAACAUAAGUGGCACCUCACAAACCAUGACCUCAUGCAACCGUUGCAGGCAAGAUGGUCUUAUAUGCCACUGCCGGUAUUUAGGAUUGCAUUUUCAGGAUGCAAGAUGAUAACCCACUGCAAGCUGAUUUGAAUGGAUCAGCCAGGCACAAUUAAAUGUCCUUGAUUUCAAUGGGAGAAUUAAGCACUUGCCUAAUUAUGUCUAACUGAAACCAGUUGGGACUUAAAAGGGUUUAACUUUAGCAGGAUCAUGCCUCCAAUGUUUAAUCUGUUUGAUUUUUUAAUGUAUAUACUCUUAGCCUUGAAUCUAACUAGUUAAAAUCUUAAGUCUUUAUUAGUGGUAUGUAAUCUUAGGCAUCUCAGAUAUUCUGAGCAAUAAGAAUAAGGAAGAGCUUAGAUCCCACUAUUUUCUAAUUUUAAAAUGAAUGUGCCUUCUUUGACAACAGUUUACGUAAAACAAUACAAAAUCCAUUUUGAAUGAGUCAUGCCAAGAGCGUGAGCAUCCAUCAAAGACAUUCUGGGAGGAGAUAAAAUGAUGACCCCCUCCCUUGCAUACACACACAUACCCCGUAGGUGCUGUUACAGCAAUGGAAUCCCUUUGCUCAAUAUUAUCCUGUCCAAUGAGGUGGAAUGUUUCACAGGCACAUGGUUUAUGAGUCUCAAAAUAACUUGGGACCUGCAAACGGACAAAUGCUAUUGCUUCAGUGGUGACAGGUUGUUCAGCUUCUUACAGCCAUCUCCCCCCAAAACCAAGGUUAACGCCUUUCCCCCCCGCUUCACCCGAUGGACUCCAAGACGUUUUGGUUCCAAAGGACUUGAAGGAAUUGCUUCAGUCAUUUUAAUCUCUUACUUCGGAAUCUUUAUCACCGUGAUUGUGUUGCCAGAGUUGGAUUUCAACAUCUGGAUAAAUCAGAAAAGGUAAUGUCUUUAACUUUCAAGAGUGAGUGUGUGUUUCGAUGAGAUUGCGCAGGUGCACAGAGGGUCCAGGAGGGAGAGAAUCCAUGUUAUAGCUGAAUGAUAAUUCUUGCUGAUAAAUCAUAUUAGGUGAGCAAGAAACUUUAAAAAUUCUCUGUCUUAAAUGUCGUAGAGGCACACAAGACUGAAUGGAAAUGAAAUAAUCUACAGAAUCUACAGAGUGUGAAGGGUGGGAGGGAGUCCAAAUUCCUUCUGUGCCUGUUUAGGUAUUCUAAGUAGAGUCGACAGAAGGCAAAAAAUGUAUAAAUUGCAUGGAUGAGAAAUGUCCCUUUUGAAUCCCCCUCUUAACCGUACUUUAAGCAAUUGCUUUGUAAUCACUAGCACUAAAUCCACACCAAUAAUCAGCAUUACCUCCUUAAAGAAAACACAUACAUAGUGUCUAGUUUAAUAUUGCCCUAUAUUUAAAGUCUUUUUAAAAAAAUGGGGGGGGGGGAGAGAGAGUAUGUGUCAUGUAAAAUGAUACUGCAAGCUAUAUUUAGGGUUUGGAGAUCUGCUCUGUGGAUUAAUGUACACAACAGCUGCAGAAACAGUCUUGCUCGAAGGGCAUUGCUCUCCCAACCCCCAACUCCCAUCUCUCUCUCUCUCUCUGAAAAAAAAUGUUUUUGAUGGUCAGUGGCAAAUGUUUGGCCUGAUAUGUUGCAACAUUAAGCAGUAAUUGAAAGAGCAUCGUGAAAUAUAAUAAAAGAAUGAACAACAUAAAAGAGAAUUUAGUAAACUCUUCGGUUAUCUGUUCGGAACAAUUCUUACAUAUCAAUUUACACAAGCAGAAAUGUUAUUAUUUUAAAUAAGUUUGAAAAAGAAGUUCCUGGAUUUGCAAAGCAAAGCCCCAUGCAGCAAUACAGCCUAUAAAUUUUAAACUCUUCAACUGUAAACACCACGCUAAAGUUAUCUAUGGUGGCAGAGGAUAUGUUUGCCACCCUUUCAGAAUGAAGAUGUUUAAAAUGUGAUCCUUAAGGCCGUGAAAAUGCAUUUCUCAAGAUACCACCCGAGAUUCUACUAACAAAGUUUGAUUACUCCAGAGUAAAUUGCUACAGGAUUGUAGCUCAGUCUUUUUAGGAAUAAAACUUGUAGAAUUAAUAUGCCUUGAAAUAUGGUACACAACUUAAUUAAUUUUAAAUAUUAUACUUUAAAGUAGUUGUCCCAUAAAAGUCAAUGAAAUUUGAUCAGAUAAAAAGUAGCACUUCAGCUUAACCAUGUUUGAGGAUUAUUAAUGUAAACACUUAUUCAGAAUUUUCAGGCUUGUAUAUAUAUAUAUAUAUAUAUAUAUAUAUAUAUAUAUAUAUUAUCAACAUUUUGAGGUAUUAAGUAAAAUAUUUUAUAUCUAUUUUAUAUCUAUGCUCUUUGAGGCUCCAAAAUUUAAUUAAUACAUUAAGAUGCAGUUAAUGACAUUAAAAAUAGCUAUCAAACAAUAUUAGCAAUUCAGGAUUUCAUUAAUAUGUGAGUUCAUAAAAAGAUCAGUAUACAGAAGUCCAUUUUGUAUCAGAUCAAUCCAGCUUAGAACAUUACAAUCCUGAAAUCACUUGUUCACUAGUAGUUCACAAUUGUAUCAAUGAAUUCAUUUUAUUUCUGAUCAUUGGGCUACAAACCAGAAUCCAGUUAUUUGGAAGUAGGCUCCAGUGAAACCAAUGGAAUUUUUUGCAAAUAAAGUAGCUUCAAUAUAGCAAUUGUUUAGUCAUCUUAAGUCGUAUUCGACUCUCCAUGACCCCAUGAACCAGAGCAUGCCUUGGAAACUCUCACUUUCUUCUCAAAGCAUCUCCUUUUUUAUGUCCAUGGAGAUUUCUUACUGGUGUGGUUUGCCAGUUCCUUCUCCAGGUGGAUCACAUUUAGUCUAAACUCUUGGCUAUGAACUGUCCAUCUUGGGUGGCCCUGCACAGCAUAGCUCAUAGAUUCUUGGAGUUAUUCAAGCCCCUUCACCAUGACAAGGCAGUGAUCCAUGAAGUGAUCUAUGUAAAAACACCACCACCACCUAAUUACUGUAGAAAUUAUACUGUUGCACGCCACCCCAGUCUCUGAUACUGCAGGGCUUCCAGGUUCUUACCCAGGGUUUGUGUUUCCUUUUGGAAUGAGGCACAGUGGAGACUGAGGUGUCUUUAUGAUAUAUGGUUUAUUUACACAGGUAUACAAGCUGAGCCUCCUCUCUGCUAAAGAGCUGGUGGGCUGAAUUUUGCCAUCAGUUCUUGUCCACCAAGCUGCCCACAGAUCUGUGUGGUGCAUGGCUGUAAUAGAAGAGAAUGGAGGGGGAGGUAUAAAAAUAGAGGUUGUUUGGUUUUUAGCAACCGAAAACUGUUCUUCACUGUAUGCACAAGACCGAACCACACACUUCAACUGCAGUGGAAUUCAGGGUGGCCUAUAUUUGGGGGCAGUAGAAUCCUGACUUUCCAUUUCUUUUUACAGAAGGCAAUAUAUAAUAUGAGUUGGUUCAUUAGAGUUUAACCCCACAACCUUUUUUUUUAGGACAAGGCUUAGCUUUGGAAUAAUGAAAUUCAUGAGACUAUAUUAAGUGGCGUAAUAAUGCAUUUGCUUAUGCUUGCAAGGUCACAUUUACACCAUACAUUUAAUGCAUUCUUAUUCCACUUGAACAGUCAUGGUUGUUAGGGGUGCUGAGAGUUGUUAGAAGACCCCUCAUGGAGCUACAAUUCCAGCAGCACCCUUAACAAACUACGGUCCCAAGGAUUCUUUGUGGGGAAACUGCAUAUAAGAGUGCUUUAAAUGUGGUGUGUGGAUGUGACCUUUAUUAGAUCAAUCUUCUACCCACUCUAAGCAGGUUUCUUUUGGGGGGGACGACACUGCUAUUAACCUAAAAAGAUACAUAGGUUUACUGGGCAUAACUACGGUACCUAUUCUAGUGAUUAACCAAACAACCCAAUUUUAUACCUGCCAUCUACAUUUCAUAAAAUUUUAAGUGAGAACUGUAUCUGGUCCCAUAAUCUAUUUGAAAAAACCAGUCACUGUGAGCUUUCUAUGUUAAGCAUGAGCAGCAACAGUUUGUAUGCUCAUGCCUGCUGGAGAAUGCCACUGCACAUGUGCAGAGUGCCCUUCCAUGCUGCUGAGUUGAAAUGACCGACUAGUGCACGUUUUACGGCUGAGCUCCCAGGGCCCAAUCCCUGGCUAUUCCUCUGCCUUCAUUGUAUAACUGCUCUGUGCUGUUAAGGAGAGAUCAUACAUCCUUUUUAAUAAUUCAAUAUCUAUAUAAAUGUUGUCUUAUGGGCUAUAUAUGUGAAAUAGCCAUCACAGGUCAAAAACUACAGACAGAUAUUUCAUGGAAGUUCAUCUAAAUCACAAUACUUUUCAGCAGGGGCACAGACCGGGUUGUUCAUUCAUUUGGGAAUUGUAAUGUGAUGAACCAGUGAGUGACGAUCAGGCAUAUUUGACUAAUCUCUUGAGUGCACCUGAUGCAGUAGUCUUUCCUCACUGUACUUUUAAAAAUGCAGUUUGACUAGCAAGGCAAUUAUGCCCUAUUCUUUUUUCUUUUCUUUUUUGCUGACAUAGUGUUUUGUUCUACUAUUGAUCAGGUUUUGCAGGUUUUUGUAGCCCUACAAAAACCUAUAAAACCUAUUAACUAAAGCAGGAUGAGUGAGGUGUACAAUGAUGGUUCUAAUGUAUGAUUGCUGCGUUCAAUAUUCUGGAGGCCCGGAGGGGAGAGGAAACCCAACUGUUAGCCUAAGAGAGGGAUAGCUCUGUCAGCAAGUUUAAUAUAAUUAUUUUAUUUCUCUCACUUAAAAAAGUAAAUGGCAAUCCAGUUGACUUCAUAGAAAUAAUACUUGUGAAGGUAUAUAGAUCAGAACAGUGAAAAAAACAGGAUUAAAAGGUAUAUAAAACAAAUUUAUUUGGCAGGGCCUCUUGUAAACCCAGUCCUACUAUACUAAAGAAACUAAGAUUAGAGUUGGAACUACAAGCAGUUACCUUUGAGAAGUUAUGGAGGGCAAAAGAGAUCACAAAGAAUUGAUGACAAAUAAAUAUAGUACUUUCCCCAUUAAGAAGGGGGAAAGAACCUAGGAAACUACAGAGAAAUUAACUUAGACUGCUGUUCUUUACCCACAUCCCUGGAAGUAAGUCCUGCUGCAUACAAUGGGACAUUCUUCUUAGUCAUGUAUAGGGAUUGCCCUGUUGGAGUGAAGCUGGAGGUCAAUGAGAAUUAAAAACAUACCAUAACAAGAUCAAUGCUGUGUUCUUUAACAUGCAAUUUUUUUAGUUGAUACCUCUUGGAAUGCAGUUGACAUUUCUUGCCAUAUGAUAUUGUCCUAGAUAUGCUAAGGGAGGAUUUAAGUAGAAGUUUCUUCAGGAGUUAUCAGAUUUGCUCACUGGGCACCUUGUGGUCAACUCAUGACAAUUCUUUCUCCAUCUCUGCACUGCAGAUUUGGGUAAACAACACAGCCAUCAUGAAUAGCACAGUUUGCUCUAUCACAGAAACAAUGCUCACAUACAGUUCCCCUGUGCCGCACUGUGCCUUAUUUUUGGUAACUAUUUUGAACAUACAGCAUGCAAUUCAGUGAAAUUUAAGAGUAUAUAAAUCCCAUGGAUUGAAAUGGGAGAGCUAAGCAUUGUCCUGACUGCCUGUAGGAACACAGCUGGUUGAAGAGCUGCUUUGGAAGAGGUAGCUUUCAAUUAUUUGUUUACUAGUAUGGGAUGAGAUUAGCAUAGACUCUGAACUGGGUGAUAUUUUCAGAAAAACGGGGGGGGAAACAGUAAAUGCUGUGGAAGGAAGGAUUAAAACAAAAACAACUUGCAAGUGUAAGCAUUAUAUUAGGUGAAGAUUGAAAAAGCAAAUGUAUGCAUAUAUUUUAAAAGGAUGAAUAUAGUACUUUUCGUUAAAAGAACCCAGGGAUUGUAACUGAUCACAAAUUAUAAAUAUAUGCCAGCAGUGUUUUGGUCUCUGCAGGGAGAGACUAUUUUUGGAAUGCACAAACAUCACAAGUAGGAUGUGACACCCUCUAUUCAGCACAGAUCACUCUUAUGCUUGAAUAUUGUAUCACCCAUUCCACAGCUCAGCUGAGCCACAGUAUUUGUACUGAAGCUUAUCGAAACAAAUUCUUCUACAGUGGCAUUGGUUGGGUUGUUCCACGGCUUCAUCAUACUGGCAAGUUUUUCCUCGUGUUUAGCCAAAAUCAGGUCUGCAGAACUGUAACACACACAUACUCCAAGAUGAUCAGAGCCCACCAGUGACUUCAUAAACUUCCAGCUGUCACUGUCUAUCUGAAACUGCAAAAGCAAGUGGGUGGGAGGUCAUGUACCUAGCAGGCUAGGAUACAUAGCUGGGAGUGUUUUUGGCUUUGUGUUGUGCACAUGUUAGGCACACAUGAGCUAAAUAAAAUAAAAUAAUAAUAAUACAAUAAACUUACAGAAAACAACAGCAUGUAUAAAAACAGUUAAAAUUGUAUACAUAUAAACAAGCUAAAAUUAAUACAUAUACUGACUAGGAUAAAAAUCUCUAGUUAGGAGGCUUGUUGAAAGAGGAUUUGCUUUCUGUUCGUUUAAACCACAGCAUUGUUGUGGUUUUGUCAUUUGGGUUUGAGGGUAAAGAUCAAUUACUGUGUGAUGAUGCCUGGGUGGCAAGCUAGUUAAUUUCUUCCUUGCCUUCUGGUUAUACAGGUGAUGGAGAGGUAGCAUCUUCAAAUUCUGCAUCUGAUUAUUAUGAUUAUUAUGAUUAUUAAAGUAUUUCUGCAAAUUUCAUGUUUGGCAGAGCAGCUGCGCCUUUGUAAAAAGCAGAAAUCAACUGGUGGAGCUUUUCUCAAAUAUGAAAAUUCAGAAAAGGGAACUGCUUCAUUUGCUGGCUAUGCUUCUCUUUCAAAAGCACAGAAGCCCUACCAGAUUAAAGAUAUAGAUAUAUGAUAACUCUAAAUAUGAAAGUUAUAACUUGGCUGCUGCCUGCAACUCAGAACUUUAGAACAGGGUUGGGGGACCUUGGAGGGCCAAAUGUGGCCCCCAGCCUGUUUAUGUGGUCCUUGAGAUUCUCCCUAGAUCACACCCUGUGCUGGUUCUGUUUUGCCCACUGCUAGCUAGGAGGAAGAGUUUCCUAUCUGCUGGGAAUAAAAGAGAGUUCCCGGGGCUCGCCCCGGCAGACACCUCAUAUGACACCUGCCACUCGUCUGUCGUGAAUUCAUUCCAACACCUAUCCUCUUCUUCCUGCUUCAGCCACCUGCAUUUCUGGGAUGGGGCGAAGUGGGGCAGAGGAGACAGGAAACUUUUAUUCCUAGUUUCCUUAAGUUAACUUAUCAUAGGAUCCAUCCAGACAUUCUGGUAAUUUGUCUUUUUGCAUUUAAGUGAUUUCAGUCAAGAGGACUUGGUACAUCCCAAUCCCCAUGCAGCAUGUGGGUAUCACUAGUUUUGAGUUUGCUGUCCUCUGAAGUCAGGUUGUUUUCUACAGGCUGUACAGUGGGCAUGACUUGAUUUUGUCCAGGGUUUGCGAAGCAUAGGACUGGUCAUUUAAAAACAUGAACUGCCUGUAACACUUGCCACACAAGCCGAUGCACAUCUACUCAAAAGUAAGUUUUGCUCAGUUUAAUGGGACUUACUCCCAGGUGAGUGUACAGCAUAUAUGUACACAGUGGGACUUACUUCUGAAGAUAUAUGCUUAAGAUUGUACCACUGAUCUUUUCAAGGCAGACUAUUGGCAAAACUGAUUCCUUUUCUCGUUUGAUUAUUGCAUAUGUUGCAGGCAAAAUUAACAAAAAGUGAGGUGGGCAAAAUAUGUUUCAGAGUGCUGUAGUUUGACUGCUAGCUAGAUUCUCCCUUACUAAAUACAGGGCAAAAGAAUUUAUCUUUGCCAGAAUAGCAAGCAAAGUUUUGAUAGAAUGUUAUGACCUAGAUGAUUCACAAUAAAAUGUUAAGAUUUAGGCUUAGGGCUAACUCAGAAAUUACAUGCGCAUGAGAUGUUUCCCCCCUUAGAUUGCUGUAUGUAUGGAGCAAAUAUGUUGCAUGAAAGCAGUCUCUCUCUGAAUCUGCUUAGCAGUGAAAAUAGUAGCUUCUUUUGCUGUUGUUAAAGCAUCAUCCUUCCUUUUCCCAUCUGGAUCUACUCUUGUUUGUCUGCAUAGCCCUCUUUUACACUAAUUAUUGAGCAAGGCCAGGCAGGGUUACUGUAGCGAUGGAUGUUCUUGAAGGGAUUAGAGGUACUGAUUACAUUUAUCUGUCUAGUCAUACUUACAUUUUACUAAUCCAUGUAAUAUAUUCACUAGAACUGCAAGCUUUGAGCAGUGACAUUUGUAAGUUAAUCAACUGAAGUUUUAGUUGAUUGAUCAGUAGGGGCCAAUUUUAAUAAGUGAGAGCAAAUUUUACUUGGUGGAGCCACAAUGUACAUUUGUUUAUUUUUAAGGAUUAUUUUGGUUCUAGUAUGUUACUGUAACAGGAAUUUUAAAAAAAUAUGUUCAGGAUGGCCCUUGCUUCUAAAUAUCCAUAGCAGCUUUUGUUUGUCGCAAUGUAGAUUUUGCUUCUUACAUUUUCUCAAAAAGGCUCCUAUAUUGAGGGUUUUAUAAUAUGCAGAUUCAUGUACAUUGAAUUAGCCAAUUCACAGGUUGAAAUGAGGAUGCUUAAUCAACUCAACAUUAUUUAAUUGGUCAAGAGUCUUAAUAGUUAUUCAUGAAAGAGCCUGUGGGGGUGGAGGUGUUGUUGUUUUGCUGGGAAUCACAGGUGGCAAAAAAUGCAGUUUUGCUCAUGUCCUGUUUGCAGGUGUCCCUUAGGAAUCUGGCUGGCCCCUGUGAGGCCAGGAUGUUGGACUAGGUGGGCCAUUGGCCUGAUUUAGCAGGCUCUUGUGUUCUUAUGUACCCCAGAAGAAGACCAGAUAAAUUUAUUUCAUGUGCAAUUCAUCUAAAGGGUAACCACACUUUAAGUCCUAUUGAUUUUACUGGGGGACUUAACCACAUGGUUACCUUUUGCCCACUGAAAUUGAUUGGAAGUAAACAUGCUUUAGCUGCAUCAUGAUUUUUGUUCUUUGCUUCUUAGGUAAUACUUAAUACUUAGUUGUUGUGUAGGUCAGUUUAGUCACUAGCGGUCACAGCUUUCUAGUAUCCCAGUUCCAAAAUGUUUCUUCCUUUCAUCCAAAUUGUCAGCCGCCGCAACACCCCAAGGCGGAGAUAUUACACACUUAGAUUACAGAACUUUGCUAAAAUGUGAGCAUAGCUAGUGGGUUGCUUUCUGGACAGGAGUCAGAUUCUGAUGCUUCUGAGUGUAGUUGUUAGGUGUGUGACCCUGGAUUAGGAAAUGGUAGAGUUGUUCUGGCAGGCUUGCAAAUGCUGCCUGGAGAUAGGCAGUACUCCUUUUCAAUAUGUUGAAGGGCGACACCGCGGAGAGGCAUCAUUGCCUCUGGCAGGUAUGCUGACCACAUCAUUGUCUCUGGGUAUAGACAAGAAUAAUAAAAACCCUUCUAGUUCAGUUUAUGGGGGGGGGGAGAGGCAAAAAAGAGAGGACACGAGCACUAAAGAUUACUCUUAGCACAUCACUUUCAAUUAUGAAAAACUAUCAUCUUUCUCCAGCUGUUGUCUUUAGCACCACCCACCCCAAACAGGCUGACCUAUGGAAUUUAUUUCUGAUGAUCCAUGUGUCAAAAGUAGGACUUUGGUAAGUUUCACAUGCAGCAUGCAGCACAUGUGUUUUUGCUGCAUUAAGCCCCUCCCUCCUUUUAAUGGUAUACUUAACAUAGCAGUGAUUCUUUUAUUCCUAAGACCCCAGCUGGCUGCUUUUGACUGAACUGCUCAGUUGGCUCAAGAGUUCCUCUUUAAAUCAGCUGCACAGUAAAGCUGGUCAAAAUUUCUCACGCAGCUCUGGGUCUUCUGCAGACCAGCUGCUGCUUCACAGGAACAAGACUGGCCAUUUUGACACCCUUCAGCCAGUUGAGAGGCAUUGCGUCUGAAUUAGAUGGAUUGCUUUCACAAACCCAUCUCUGAUCUUUAUUCAAAAAUUCAAAGGGCCAAACUACUGUAUACAUGAUGUUAAAUGUAUCUUUGCAUUUAACAUGCAGGUUUUUAAAAAAAAUGCAAUCAGAAUAAACUAAGGAAGUGUGGCUGCCAAUUAAUAGGUUCAGGGAAGGUAUGGAAAAGGAACUCAACAAUUUCCUCCCCAGCUGUAGCCCUGAGAAAAUUAGUUCUUCCAGUGACAUUAUUUGUUUUGCAGAAAAUCUCUGUUUGGCACCAGUGGAGGAAUUUCCUCCCAAUACAAACACUAGCUCGAGAAGAUGGAUUUUCCUCAGGACUGCAGCAAGGGAGGAAGUGGUUAAAUUAUCUCACAAUACCUGCUCUGAUUCUGUUAAUUCCUCUCCAUGCCCAUCAACUGAAGCUAUUUGCCUUUUUAAAACCCUGAAUGUUGACUGCAAAGUCACAUUUGGCCCCUUUGAUCUUAUAUAGAUAGAUAAACCCCUCCCCCCAAUAAUAAAUGUAUGUAACUAAUUUCUGACACCUUUAAACAUCAGUUUUGGUUUUAUAGGUACCACAUGAAUACAUUCUUUCAAAUAUAUGCAUAAUAUAUGUACUACUGUCCACCUCAAGCCACAGUACAAAAUCCAAAAGCAAUGGUAAGAAACAGCAUGCUUUUCAGGGAAACAUAAGAAUUUCAGGAGACCAUGGUCUACAGUGCCAUUGAGAGAACAAUCUCAUGUAAACAGCAUUCCAAGUGGAAAGGUUUUCAUAUAGAUUGGGGAUGACCAUGUAGCAGACCUUGGGUUACUUUUAACUGGUUCCAGGCAGCCUCACCAAUUUUUUAAUCAAGGUACAUUAAGAAGUUUGUCCACAGUUUGACUUGUAAGGCAGAUAAAAAGUUUUAAUGUUGUAAGAAAGAGAAAUAAUUCACACUGUAAUUUGCAUUGCAUUUUGAUUGGGUAUCUAUAUGCAUGCAACAUGUAAAAUGCAUACAUUUGUAUGUAUUGUCUGAGUGCAUGCACUCUUCAUUCACUUCCUGCUAAGGUGGACUUCAGCUCAGUGGAAGGAAUUUCUUGAUUAGGGUGGGUUAAUAGCACUCAAUCCCUGGUAUCUCCAGUUUAAAGGAUCUCAGGUUGCAGGGCUUAGAAAGACCUCUGUCUAAAAGCAGAGACACCUAUUACAGUAGGCUUGAAGGAUUCAUGAAUAUAAGGCAGUUUAAUAAGUUCAUGACACCAAUUUUUUUAAAUGGAAUUUGGGGGGGGCAGUUUUUGCUGCAAAAUGCACCUUCAGCCUCUGCCGUACCAUUUGGAGAAUAGAGAGGCUCACAAGGAUACAGAAAUUGGACAUCAGAUGGGGUUCAAGACUUGCUAUGUCCCUGGGUAAUAGAGUAGACACAUCCCCAUUUUCCUUUUUAAUUCAAUACCAGGAAUAGGUUUGCUGUUUAUGAGGUUAUGGUCCUAUUUGUACUCUUUGUUAACAGCAUGCAAGACGAUACUUCAGAAUCUUCUACUUCGAUAACUCAACUACUGAGAGAGAGCUAUUUAGCUGAAAACAACCGCCAAGGGAAUAGUGAAAGAAGCAGAUCAGAACCAUCUCCACAUUCUUUCCACCGUGGCAGUAGUUUGGGGCCUUCAGACGAGGUGGCUAGCCAAGAGGACCUUCCUGAUCUUUCAGCCUUUUUGAGCCAAGAAGAGCUGGAUGAAAGUGUGAACUUGGCAAGGCAAGCCAUCAAUCAAGAUCCACUUGAGAACAAGCAGGACGAACAGAUACAUGUGUUCUUUCCCUCUGAGUUGAAAAACUCUGGAAAUACAGUUUCAAACAAACAGCAGUUCCCAUCUAAGGCAGCUUCACCAACUUCAGACAGCAGCCUAAGGAAACAGCAAUUUGGUUCUGAGACAGAGUCGAAAAAGGAAUUCCUCAACAAGGCUGCAGAUUUCAUUGAGGAGCUUUCUUCUCUUUUCAAAGCACACAAUUCAAAAAGAAUCAGGCCCCGAACAUGCAAAAACUACAGGAGCAAACUUGAAUCUAAAAAUAAGGCUGCUCAGGACAGUGGUUCUGCUUUCUCAAAUCUCUCUGAAAACAGAGAAAGGCCUUGUGACCCAGUACCGCAAGAUUUAGCUGUAGCUGAGCACUCACUUGAAAACCCAGAUAACCCUCCACAGGCAGACUUGGAAGCUGUUAAUCAGCUAGAAAGUUCAGGGUUAACAACAGAGUCACCAGCUGCAUCGUUUUAUUCUGAGGAGACAAUAGGCCAACCACCACAUUUUACUCAAAAGCUGAAGAGCAGGGAGGUCCCUGAAGGAACCAAAGUGCAGUUGGACUGCAUUGUGGUAGGAAUUCCAACACCUGAAAUCAGGUAAACAUGUCCCUGUCUUAUUUCUGUAAUAGCUUGCGCACACAGAGGGUGGAUUACUGUAUAGUAGUUAAAUGUUUUCUCAAUGUUUCCUCAGAUUGUAUUCUAAAAACCAUACAUUUCUCUUUUACAAUGCUCCAGUAAUUAUUCUGUCUCUGACCUUGGAAAGGUCACUUGUGACUGGCAUAAGAUUGAUGCCAGUCACAGGUUUUAGGCAGCUUUUGAUGAAAAUGCCUUCAGUGGGCCUUCCUCCCUAGCUGCCCAUGCACUUGUACUCUCCUCUGGGCCCAGUCUGCAUGACCAUGCAUGCAGUGUUGUAGUGGGGGGGGGGGCAGGGAGGCCCUGGGUGCAAAUUUCUCAGGAGGUGCAACAAGGCACCCUCAUGACAUGCUCCUUCAUUGAGGCAGGAGCUGCAGGGAGGCAAGCCAUGCCUGGGCUGGGGCUUCAGGGCUGGGGUGGCAGCAGCGCCGCCUCCUCCUCAUGGCAAGGAGGAAGGGGAGGAGCAAGGACAGGAAGUUCUGAGGCUGGCACUUAGAAACUGCCCAGUGAUGCAGACCCCUUGAAGCCUGUUCUGCGUAAGUGUCAAGGCAUUUAUUCAAUAGUAAAUGAAGUGUUGGUCAUAUACAGUGGUACCUCGGGUUAAGUACUUAAUUCGUUCCGGAGGUCCGCUCUUAACCUGAAACUCUUCUUAACUUGAAGCACCACUUUAGCUAAUGGAGCCUCCUGCUGCUGCCGUGCCGCCGGAGCACGAUUUCUGUUCUUAUCCUGAAGCAAAGUUCUAAACCCGAGGUAAUAUUUCUGGGUUAGCGGAGUCUGUAACCUGAAGUGUAUGUAACCCAAGGUACCACUGUAUUUAAUAAAUACCAAAAUGUUACUAUCUGGUAUUUGCCUCCCUACAUAGUAGGGGUGGAUGUCACCCUCACUAAGAUAGAAAGAAAAUCACAGCUGCACACAUGGGAAGUGCAUAGCUGAAAUUGAACUGAGUCAAUGGAGCUGCAGGCAUGCAUAUACUACAUUUGCAUUUCCUUGGGGAAGGGACUGCAUAUGCAGGGCUUUCCAUUGCAAGGAGAAGGGCUGUGGUUCAUCGCUACAGCAUCUGCUUUGAAUGCAGAUGGCCCCAUGUUCAAUCCCUGGCACAUCUGGGUAAGGCUGGGAGAGACCCUGUCUGAAAUCCUGGAGAAGCACUGCCUGACAGUUUAGAGAAUACUGAGCUAGAUGAACCAAUAGUCUGACUCAAGGCAGCUUCCUAUAUUCCUGUAGGCACACAUGGGAGUAGCAGUGCACCUGUCUCCAUGGCAGACAUUUAAGAUCACUCAAGAGACAAGGAAUUUCCCUCAUAUUUGACUGUUUAUGCCUGUGUGUGUGUGUGUGUGUGUGGUGGUGCACAUUCAACUGCUGUUCCAACGAUUGAUUUUCAAGAAAAAAUAUAUAAACAUAAACAUAACCAAAAGGAUUAAUUUCCUUCCUUCCUUCCCACUCCCACACCCCAAAACAGAAAACUACUGCAUCAAUUUCCCGCCCAUAAGUCUAUGUGCAUAGUUGGUGAUUGCCAGACAUCAGGGUGUUCAUUUGAAUAUUUUAUAAAGGGGUACCAUAUUUCAACAAAUUUGUCUGUAUCAGAUAUGUCAUUCAGGGUGUGUACUCUCUUAGUUAGUUUCUCAGAUACAGCAAUUGUCCAUACAUUGUUUCCAUUAUGCGAUGUGUGAUCAAGUCCUUUUUUGUUUUUUGCUACAGUAUAAGUAAUUGUGUUGCUACCAGGCGAAGGGUGAAAAGUUCCUUGUGUAAUAGUUUCCCAUUCAGCUAUAAAGGCCCCUUUAAAAAUAAAACACCAAUAAUUGCUUGGAAAGAUUAGUUUAAGGAAAGAGACUUGAAAGGCUGUGUCAUCUGAGCCAUAAGACUCUUUCCCAUUCCAAACAUAUAAAAUAUGUUUGCACAAGGCAAAGAUGGCAAAAUGCUUCUGUUCAUGGAAAAAAAGCUGUAUAUUUGGAUCCAGACAUGUCAUACUGUGCACUAAGGUGGGCUGUUUACAAACUAUCUAAAAAGAAGAAAUGCAUCAACAAAAAAAUAAUAGCCAGAGUUGCUUAUUGCUGCAAAACUAGAAAUCAUUGCUAUAACUUAAAUAGAAAUAAAAUGCAUGUCACCACAGUGGGGAAGGCUGUGAUCAGGGAAACUGUGUGGUCCAGGUGCUAGUUCAAGUUCAAGGCUUCUCCAUUCCUUCUGGUGGUUCUUUAUCUUUAAACCAGGCUUUGAUUGGUCAGUCCUUUAGAGAGAAGUCACCUGCAGACAGGGGACUGUCCUUCUAUAGCCCUUCCAAUAAAGGACUGUCCUCUGUAAAGUUGGACACAUGGCCACACUACUGUGGGCUCCUUCCAUUUGCAGGAGGGAUUCUGAUUCAAUAGCAGCAUCCACAGGAAGAAUACUUUUUUGUUUGCUGAUCCCAUUUUUCUCCCGGCAACCCCCACCUUUGCCAUAUCCCACACUGUUCCAGAGGAUCCCCCCAUCCUCCAGAGCAGCUCUUCAAGGAGUGAUUCUUGCUGCUCCUCCUCCUGAAGUGCUAUUUAAAUAUAAUAAUAUGAUGAGGAGCACUAAGAGAUUUUCAGGAGCAGGCAUUCAAACUGUCUCAGGGCUGAUUCACAUAUGCAUGGGCAUCCCUUUCUAGCACAUUGCUCAGUGAUGCAUAGAUGAAUGGGGGAAUUUUUCCCAUUGAAAAGGUUAGGGCCCAAUCCAAUUCCCCUUUGCAUUGGGGGGGGGGGUUGAUUGAGCAGAGGUGCCCUUCCACUCAGCUCUUCUAGUGUCCCUAUUUCCCUGGCAGAGUCCCAACCAGCAGCAACAAAAAGCCUUGAAAUGGGGCAUUCUAGAGGCAGGGAGGGCUCUGCUCCAGGCUGGCACAGUGAUCUGCCUGCCCAACAUCUUCCGUCUUUGUCAGCAUGCUCAAGAGGGCUGUAGAUGUGACUGUGGCCCUAUUACGCAGUGGCUGGGUGUUGAAUUGCACCCACAGUGUUUAACUUCAUGAUUGUCUAAAGAUACUAAUGCUUGCUCUAAGGUGCUGGAUCUGUGAUGGCCAUUUCACAUAUGAAAGUCACUCCCUGAUGUAGCAGUCAUCAAGUAAUGGGCAUGCAUGUGUGAACUCACUUUCAAGAAUUCAAUUUGCCUAACUUUUGAUAUCGGGUUGCUUCAUAGGAGGUUUUUAAGCAGUGGUGAGAUGGCCAUCUGUCAUGGAUGCUUCAGUUGAUAUUCCUGCAUUACAGGGGGUUGGAUUAGAUGACCCUCCAUGUCCCUUCCAACUCUACAAUUCUAUGGUUCUAAAUCCUUUCAUAAAUGUAAGGGUUGGUGAGGGACAAUUCAAUCUCUUGUACCUUGUAGUAAGUGGAUGCACGCCAAAUUGAAUUGGACUUACUACAAUGUGUUUUGGAAUCAGUGGAUUUGGGAACCUGAUGUCACUAUAUGGUAUGGAUAUUGUGAUAUAGAUUUCAGAAAAUGCACACAAAAUAAUGACAGAUGGAAUUAUCAGUGGUCAUUAUUCAAUGUAAUCAGAUGGUAUUCCUGUAGGUUCAGUCCCUAAAUUCUUAACAGCAUCAGGAGUGAACAGCAAGUGAAUAUUCUAUUACUACUCUAUUUUCCUCUGGUACCCUAUAGCAGCCACAGGGUUGGCUCUUUGAUUCCCCAUUGCUGUAUAUGUUGCAGGGACUGUCCAAAAUUCACCUUUUAAAGAGAGAGACACCAAUCAAAGUUGGCAAUGAACUACAUGUCAGCAUUCACUUCUGUAUGUCUGAAAUGUUGGUGUAUAUUCAGGGUGGCAUUCACAAAAUUCAUUUGUCAUUGUCAGCAUUCAUACAUGCAUAUCAUUUACCAACAUUUGCUAACUUUUGGACAUUCACUACAAUAUUAAAUGUGGAAAUGUUUCAUUGAGACCGAUAAUUCAUAGAAUCUGCCAGUCCUAUGGACUGGAACUCUUUAGCUUGGGAUCUAGUCUCAGAUCACAGUAACUGGCUCUCAGCAAGUGAGAUGAAUGAUAUUCCCCGAAGCAUUUUCCACAGGAAACAUUCCAGGAAGCUUCCCAUGAAUGCCAUAUACUACGUCAGAGCUGGCCCACUGAGGCAGAAUACAGUGCUAGAUGGACCAUGAGUGUAACCUAGUAAGGCCAGUCUUACGAUCUUAGACAUUUCCUCCAUUGGUUGUAAGUGACCCAUAUUUGCCAUCUCUACUCAGAGGUGCCUGCAUUUUUUCCAAACUACUUAGCUCACCUCUGUUAGGUUAAUUUUACUUUGGCUUGGCAUACACAGCUAGCCUGACCCGUGUCAAAAGGAUUUGAAGCCCUAUAAACAGGCUAUGUGUCAUGCAUUUUCUAUGAGAGCACUCUCUGGCAAAUGCACAUGAAUACCUGAGAGAAGCACACUCUAACCAUGCUUUGUUUGAGAAUUCAGAUCAUCUGCACUUAAGGUUCCUAACCACAUUCACAGCCUGAUCCUAAGAAUGCUUACUUAGAAAUAAGCCACACAGAAUUAAAUGGGUAGUAUUCUUUUACUUAGAGCAAACUCAUUGAAAUUAAUGGCCCUAACUUAGUCAUGUUAAUUAAUUUAAAUGGGUCUACUGUGAGUAAAACUUAGUUGAAUGACAUCUAAUGGGAUUUACUUCCUAAUAAGUAUGUUUAGGAUCACAGCCACAAUCUCUUCCAAGAUACAGCAUCCUUCUUCAGUUUAUUUUUGUUUUAUUGAGUUCUGCUAGAAUUUGUCAGCACUAAAUUGGGGAACAGAUGGACCAUAGCUCAGAGAUAGAGAAAGUUAUUUGUAUGCACAAAACCAAUAGCAAUCCUUGCUAUUGCCAGUUAAAAGAACUUAGCAUGCAAGCAGAAAAAGAUCUCUGCCAGAAAUAUUGGGAAACUGCUGCUGGUUAAUGGAAGAGGCAGCAUACAGUAAAUUAAAAAACAACAACCUGAAAACAGAACUAUGAUACAAAUAUACACAAAAACUGAAAUCAGUAUGAAAAAAACAAAACAUUGCUAAACAUAGCUGCUUUUACACUUCAGACGUACUAAAUUAACCUUGAAAAGUUAAAAGCUAAGCCACCACGAUCAAACAUUAGAGAAAAUACUAAACAAUGAUGAUGAAAUUAUAUUGAAAUGUUGCUUAUAAGAUAUUAAAAGGCCCAGCUGGGACAAUUAAGAAAAAACUUUGCUUGGUACCAAAAGAUCAUUUAUGUGGGUGCCAGGUGAGCCUCCUUAUGGCAUUUUCCACAACCAGGGGGGCACUGCCAAAAAGGCCCUCUUCCUCAGGACAAUCUCCAUAUUUCAGAAUGAAGGAAGCUGUUGAUCUUAAGGCAUGGGUGGCUACAUAUAGGAAGAGGUACCUUCAGGUACUCCAGUCCCAAGCCAUGUAGGAUUUUAUAGGUCAGAACCACCUUCCCUUCCCUCCUUACCUUCCAAUUACCUCCAAGUCCCAUAAAUGAAUUGGAAGGUAAGGAGGGACUGCUCAGUAUUCAGCACACUUACAGUCAGUCAGGAAUGGGAAAGAACAGAAUAUAUGCUUGGCACAUAUAACAUCCCAGAUACAAUCUCUCUGGCAGGACAGGGUCGCAGCAGGACUGGGAAAGACCUCUGCCUGAGAUACUAGGGAGCCACUCCCUACUGGAAAACGUCUUUCCCAGGGCUAGAUGGACCAAUGGUCUGACUAAGUAGAAAGCAACUUCACAUGUUUAUGACAUCCUCUGGUAAUACACAAUACCACAUGUCACAAUGGCACAGCAAUUUUUGCUAGGCAGCAGUUCAACCUGGCAGAUUGUGGCUGAACACCAUUUUCAUAAGAUGGUCAUGUGUCCUGCUUUGCAGAGGGCAAUGCUCUCUUCAAAGGACUGUCCAGGCCAAGAACAGUUUAAUGAUAAGCAUAAGAAGAGAGAGUGAGGACCAUGACUUUACUCACCAGCGGUGAGCCCCUGGACAGGAGACUGAUCAGGCACACCAGUCGCUUGGUCACAGUCUUCCUCACUAUGGUGAGUUGCAUUGCAUUAAUACUUAAGUUAUAGCAAUGAUUCCUAAAUAUGCACCUCUACCUAUAAAUUAGGUGUGCAAAGUUAAUAAAAAUCACUGUCCUUUUGUACUGUGUUUCCUUGUUUCAGGUGAUAUGGAAGCAGCCUGUCUGCAGCACUUAGAGUUACGUCCCCCCCCCUUUCUUUACUUUUUAAAUGUCACUUUAUAACCAUGAUUAUUACAGAGGGAGAUUUUCCUGUCCAGCAGCAUUGCACCAAUAUGACUGAUGGCAAUGCUGACUGCAUUAUUUCAAAGGUGGAUGUAUAUAGAGUAAUACAAGCUAUCAAAAUGAUGAAUACAUCAUCUCUGAUUCAUCAUUCAUGUGCAUCCAUCAAGAUCUCGUGGCUUAUGAGAAAUAACACACAAGGAUAAACCCAAAACAAAUGUAUAGAAUUCUGUCCAUAACAAGAACUAUUAAUUUAUUGUGAAUGGUAUUUCCAUAAUACAACAAUCUACUGAAUUUAUGAAUGAGUGCAACCCUGGUCAUUGCAACUCAACCUGAUUGUGGCAUUGCUACUAUGCCAACCUACAGGAAUUGGUAUUAAAUAUAUUAAAACAUUUGGAGAUACGGAUCCUGCUGGGUAGGAAUAUAGAAAUACUAGAUCAUAAGUUCCUUCCUGCCCUAUGUUUCUGUCAUAGGUUUACAGAUUUGUUCCUGAAAAUUUGUCUGUCUUAGAACUAAGCUAUUCUGCACAUGGGAUGGGGAAAGCAAAUUGCCAGUAGUGUCUUCUCUUAUAAAUGGGUAAUGUUGUCUCCCAUCUGAUCUUAAAAUAUGUACAUCACGUGUAAAAAUGACAUGAGCUGUUGACUGUGUACACAUUACUGGCUUAAAAUGCAGUGGUUUUGUUCUUUUGCACAGUUUGGAUUACAGCUGAUUGGGAGGGAAACAUACCAAAACACAGUAUUUCAUAAGAAAUUACAGUCUAGAUACAGGAUACAUAUGGAUUGUGGCUAACGCUUCCCAAACCAGCUGUGGGAGUACACUAGUUACAGAGUAAAUGGGAGUCUGUUUGCAGCCCUCAGCUGCUGCAUGCCAUGCAUUCCAAAUCCCUUUAAUAAACAUGUAUUAUUUUCACACUUGAUGGUGUGAGUGUACACUUUUUUUUUACUGCGUAGAUUAUCAACUCAUAGAUUAUCAAUAUGAGGAAGGAAGUAAUCGCUUGAGGCAAUUGUGAUCACUCACUCAUCUCCAUGUUUGCUUUAUUAGGCAUAAGCUGCAUUGCCCUACACUUACUCCUGCCUCCUGUACUACAUAAGAUCAAAUGAAUUGCUGGAUCACACCAAGUGUCUGCUCCAGCUUCCUGUGCCCAACAGAGACAGGACAGAUGCUUCUGGGAAGUCCACUAGCAGUUAAUGAAUGCAACAACCCCUCCUAGCUGUUUUCCGCCAGCCUCCGCUAUACUGCCUUUGGACAAGGAGAAUAAUAAUAAUAAUAAUAAUAAUAAUAAUAAUAAUAAUUUAUUUAUUUAUACCCCGCCAUCUGGUUGGGUUUCCCCAGCCACUCUGGGCGGCCUCCAACAAAACACUAAAAUACAAUAACCUAUUAAACAUUAAAAGCUUCCUUAAACAGGGCUGCUUUCAGAUGUCUUCUAAAAGUUUGGUAGUUAUUUUUCUCUUUGACAUCUGGUGGGCCAUUAAGCCAUUACGGCCAAUAGCCCCUCAUAAACCUAUACUCCAUGAUCUUGUCCAGGGGCACCAUCUGGGGGGGCAGGGGGCCAAGGCCUCCCCAAAAAUUUCAAGCAGGGAGCCGAGCCCCCUCAAUAUUCCGCAGCCGUGGGACUUAGCUGUGGUGGGCCCCGUCAGACCUUCCAUUGGCUGCAACAGGCCCCAUGAGGCCGCCUCCUGCUGCAUGACAUCAUACACAUGUGCUGGGGCCCUAAAUUAGGACAGAAUGCAGCGCGUGUGAUAUUGUCCAAUUCUUUUUUAAAUCCAGUGGCAAUUACCACGUCUCAUGGCAAUGAAUGCAAUAAGUUAAAGCCACUUCCAUUUCUCUUUGUCCUGCAUCUACUGUCAGUCAAGUUUCAUUGAGUAGCCCUGAGUUUUAGUCUUAUGAGGAAAGAGAAGCAUUAUCUCUGUAUCUGCAUCAAGCAUAAUUUUAUAAAGAUCUACCAUUUAGGCCUUGCCUGUAGCUUUUUGUAUAUUGUUGUUUCUAAUUCUUCCCCUAAUAAUAUCUGCCUUGCUCUGUUUUAGUCUUGCCGAGUUUUAGCAUUCCUUAGCGCUUCUUACAUAGCCCAAGCAUAUGCACUGUAUAUUUAAAGCACACCUCCCCCAACCCCAGAAUCCUGGGAACAGUGCUUUAUUAUUAUUAUUUAUUAAAUUUAUAUACUGCCCUUCUUCCGAAGAUCACAGUGCAUUUUACAAUAUAAAAACACAAAAAUAUAUACUGUAACAACAACCAAAAACAAUUCCCUCACACACCGUUUAAAAGGCCAAAGAUCACCCUCUGGAAAUGACCAUCCAAGUAGGAUCCCUCUGCAUUUUCUCUUCAUAACAACCCUGUAAGUUAGGUUAGGCUAAGAGAUAGUGACAGGUCCAACAAGCUUCCAGUCUGAGCAGGAACCCCAGUCUCUGUAGUCUUGGUCCAGCUUUCUAACCGCUACUCUACAAAGGUUCUAUCUUCUAUUGUGUAACUUACUGAUCAGCUAGUAGGAUCCAAAUACUCUCUUCAAAAUGUGGCCCUGUUACUGUUAAUAACUGAAGAGUCAAGGAUAUUCCUCUGUUUGCUUCAAUGUCUUUUGUGUGAGGUAUGUUGCAUUGUUCUGACUGUUGCACUUGCAGCCUGUCUCUUUGUCAAAUGGAUAUUACAGUGACAAAUAGUGCUCUUGCAUUUCAGGUGGUACUGUGAAGGGAAAGAGCUUGAAAACUCACCAGAUAUUCACAUCAUCCAGUCAGGACAGCUGCAUUCGCUAGUAAUUGUUGAAGCAUUUGAAGAAGACACAGGGCGUUACUCCUGCUUUGCUUCUAACAUCUAUGGGACAGACUCAACCUCUGCAGAGAUCUACGUAGAAGGUAAAGGCCUCUUUGGAACAGAAAGUGCUUGAUAAUUAACAAAAGGAAGUUGUACUGUGAACUUGGUUUUAUGUGGCUUUGCUGCAUAGUUGUUCCAAAUGGAAAUCAGUGAUCCAAGAGCAUGGAAUGCAAACAGUUCUCUCUUUGAUAGAGUAAGGUACUUGAAUUUAUUUCUUCAAUUAAAAUUAUUUGAUAGACAACAUUUGCUUGUUUUCCACAAGCAUUUGGUUGGCCAGUGUGAAACAGGAUGCUGGACUAGAUGGGCCAUUGUCUUGAUCCAGCAGACUCUUUUUAUGUCCUUAUGAGUGAGGAGAAAAUAGCUGUGCUGAAGGGGAGAUCGACUUCUUAUCGGCUAGGAUAGAUAUGGCACAGAGUAAUUAGCCUGUUUACAAUCUUUUAGAUAGAUGGGUAUACAGACAGAUAAACCUAAUCUAAAUUUACUGUUUUACAAUCUGGUGUGAACAUGGGCUGAGAUGGGAUGGAUAACCUUGCUGCUGUACAGUACUUUAAAAAAAAUAUGGCUCGAUAUAGAUUAUAAGGCAGCAUCUUAUAUCUUUAUACAUUUUGCCAGGGUGACAGACACCCAUUUGACAUGAAAGUGCACAUCCUUUCCAAUACCUCUUCCAGACUACUGUUACCAGCAGUGGUCAGUUUUGGGGUUUUUGGGUGCUCUAUGAAAGGGCAUGAAGGUGAUAUUCUGUGUACUAUACAGCUUCCAAAUACAAAAAAAUAUCACAGCUGUAAUUUUUUUAAUAUGCGAUGCAACCACAAAAAAAGCAGUAAUGCCUUAAUAGUAGACAUGUUGGCUGCAAAAAGUGGUCUUAAGUAAACCCACUUCGCUGUUGGGUGCAAGUACAUUUUUUUGCUGUUGAAUUAGCCCAUAUGUUGCUGUUUUAUUAUUGCUGUUGUUAUGAAAUUAUUCUUCCUGUUGUUAGUUUUGUGCUUUGUUCCCUUUGUGUUCCCUUUGUUAAAACCCACUUGAAGAAUCAUUUUUGUGUAGGGUAAAAGUGGCAUACAAAUAAAGCGGUAAUGAUGAUUUAUUACACAAAAAUAUUGGCAGUGCCCAAACCAAAACACAUUUUAUGAAUGGUGCUAGAUUCCUGUCUGCUCCUGCCAUGGAGGGGGAAAGUACCUAGUCAUUGAUUGAAGCUGAGUGGAAAGCAAUGCAGAAAAAUGCUCACCUCAGCCAACCAACAGUUUAAAAGUAAGUGUUUCCCAGCCCACAAAGUCACAAAAUGGUAUUGGGAAGUUAGUGCACCUUCAUACCAAAUGGGUGUCUGUCACCCUGACAAAACUAUCUUAAGGAUAUAAGAUGCUGCCUUAUACCAAGUCAGAGCUUUAUAGCUCAGUAUUGAGUGGCACCGGAUUUCCAGGGUUUCAGACAGGGAAUCUUUCCCAGUCUUGCAUAGGAACUUUUGCAUACAAAACCAAACCUUGUGCUGUCCUGCCCCUCCCUGUGACACUUGCAAUAGCAAUUACAGCCUUAGCUGGAAGAGAAAUACUAUUUUUUAGGAAUAUAUCAUAUUGAAAUUUGCACAAUGGGUACAGCACAGUGUUCCUGCGAAAGAUGCAUAGGCCCAGGGAAAGAUGCCAGGAUCCAUCUCUACAAGAAGUUAGUAAUAAUUGUACAUUUAUCACAUAAACAAAAACCUCAGUGAGGAAGUUAAAAGGCAUUAUUAAAUGUGGUACCAUGUAAACUGACUUUUGGUUUCCCACAGGAGCCUCCUCUUCUGAAUCUGAAAGUGACACAAGCACCAGCAAAGAAGAAAUGGAUCAGUAAGUCCAUGUGUAUGAGAGCUAAAAUAGAUUAGACAUUGAAGAUCCAUGAUUGAAUUUCCCACCAAUUUAUAUUUAUUUUGAAAGCAGCUGUGGGAGUGGCAGAGAAUUGGAUUGUGGCCAUAGUACUGUGAAUGGAGGUUCUCUUUUCUCCUGUGCCAUUUUCCCAAUCUAGAUAAUCUCUCCUAGGUCACUGUUUGUUCCAUUAGAAGGGAAACCAUACAUGUACCAUAUGUUUUUCCUAAUUAGGGGGGAAGAACACAUGCGGGGUGUGGGGGCAAUCUCAUUUGGAAAGAUGGUGCAGGGGUGGAAGGUAAACUGUAAUUCUAAUUAAUACACACAUCUAGGAACAUAGGAAGGCACACCCACAACAGUCCUUUAUUUUUUAAGUGCGAUAAGGUGCGUGCGUUGAAGUGGACAUCAUCUUACAAAAGGCAUUCCCUUUUUGUGCAAGAGAAAAGGGGGAAUCUGCUGUUGGGAGCUUCUUUAGUCAAAUAAAGGUUUUUAAAGCAAACAAAAUGACCUAUCAGUGAAACUUGCUUUCUUUGUAAAUAUAUAUACCUUCUUGGAUAUUUUCCCAGAUACCAAAACCGCACCAAGAUCUCUUCAAAUGUGCCUCCUCCUCCUGCUCCUCCUCCUGUUAAUAUCACCCAUCAAGAAACACCGAAACCACAACCUUCUAUGGUACAUCCUGUGUCGAUACCUGCCUACCAUGUAAGAGAGAUAAAUAUUUAUAUCAUUCAAGGAAGAGAAACUGUAUAAGCUGGAGAUCGCUUGCAUGUUUCCCUAAGAGACGAGUGGGCAAUCUUUUGUCUGUCGAGAGAUAUAUUAUGUGCUUUUGGGGAAACCCUGUUUUAAUUUUGCUUCCAGAUGAUUUUGAAAAAGCCAUAGCUCAGUGGUGGAGCACAUGCUUCUCAUGCGGGAUGUCCCAAGUUCUAGUUCUGGAAAAGGUUCUUGCCAGACAUCUAGGCGAGCUGUUGCCAGUCAUUGUAGACAAUUGUUAGAUGGACUUCAGGAAUUAUUCAGUGAAAGAGUGGGAUAAGCAGUCAGGCUUCUAAAAAAGAGGGGGAAAUGUUGUGGAAAAUGAACAGUUUGUGGCUUCUCCAGAGGCUCCAGGUGAAAAGCUGAGGGUAAUGUGGGACAGUUUUUAUGUAACACCCUUAGGAAAAUGCACUGAUCCUUCUCUGCAAAGUUUGCAUCAAAUUGUUUUCCUGUGUCAUGUUUUUCACGUGGACUUCCCUCUUAAUCUUGCACUGGAGGGGGUGGGAAUUACAUAAGUGUCAGGACUGGGGGCUUCCCUAAUCUGCUGCUUGAUAACAGCUCUUGUAUUUUUAUCUUCCUGUUUGCUUUUGAACCUCCAGAGUCAAAGCCCCACCAACUAUUUACAAGGACUUGACGGAAGGCCCAUAAUAGCUGCUCCAGUGUUUACUAAGGUAACUUACUUAUUGCUUUUCCACAAUGAGAAACAAAUAGAUGCUAUCAAGAGGGACUUUAACCUAAAAUGAAACAAUAUUUUUUUAAAAAAGAGGAUCCCUAACCAUCCCCAGGCUGUUUCCUCUACCAUAAAAUAUCUCUCUGAAGAUCAGGGUUUGGGGGUUGGACCUCGAGUUGCAUUCAGCAGAGCUCUGCUCACACUUGAGGAAGGAGGCAAGGAGGCAAUGUUUAUCAAUUCUUCCUUCCCUCCGCAAUCCCCUGAACUUCCUGAAUAAGCUGCUGGGGAGGGGGGUUGAGGAACCUCUGGCGGGUGCGGACAGUGCAAAGUGAAGGAAGAAUUGGCACAGAUCAACUUCCAUUGGAAAGCCUUUGAUAGAUCUUGGUUCUUUCUGCAAUUGCAAUCACCGAUCUGGAUCCAACCCAGCAUUGUCAAGCGUGGUAUCUAGAGUCACUUUUGUAGAACAGAUCAACACAUUUUUAUGUGCAUGGCUAUUUGAAAACAUUACAUGUCUCUGCACCGCAGAGUUAAGAAAAUUUCAAGCACACAUAUACAUUCAAAGGUAUAGCUCUUCUUACUGUAACACUAUUGGCACAUAAUUAUUCAGUUUAAUUAAUUAAUUUAAAACCAUGUUAUGGCCUGUCUCUGCUUUAGAUGCUACAGGAAAUAUCUGCCUCUGAGGGCCAGCUGGUUGUGUUUGAAUGCAGAGUGAAAGGAGCCCCUUCUCCAAAGGUUGAGUGGUACAGAGAAGGGACAUUGAUAGAAGACUCCCCGGACUUCAGGAUAUUACAGAAAAGUAGGCUUUCCUUUCAUUGCAGACGUUUAUCUGGAAAGGGUUGGCAGUACUGAGGGAUGCAUGGGUGUAGCCAAGGGGAGGCAGGGAAGGGCAGCUGAUUGAUAAAAAUCAAUAAAAAUACAUAGCUAACUGAGGUUCUGCACCCCCUAACAAAAGGCUUGCCCCCCAAAACAAAAAUCCUAGCUAUGCCCAUGGAGAGUUGUAAUAUUUUGUUGUAUGCUAGAUGUAAAUGUACCUGAAUAAUAAAAAGCAGUGAGCCAUGGUAUUUCCAGAACUUACGUUCCUCUACCACAAUUUGUAAAAUAGUCAUUGCUGUUUCUGUAGUGCAUUUCAAGGGUUCAGGGUGCUUACCAUGUGUUUUCUCAGCAAUCCUUACAACAACCCCUGCAAGGUUUGUCAGUGCGGUGGUUGAUUUUUGUGAUGUAUUCUCAUUGUAAGCAACUUUGAGCAUAAUUUUUUGUGGAAAGGCGGCACACACAGAGAUGAAGUGGUGGUGGUGGUGGUGAUGACAUUAAAGAACUUGAAUAAGUUAGGCCCAUUCAUUUUGAUCGGUCUACUCUAAUUAAAAAAUAAAAAAAUAGUUAAGACCCCCCAUCAAUUACCUGGUGGGUCCUUAGAGAAAACACUGAAAUAAAUAUUGAAUGGAGUAAUGUUUCUCUUACUUUCCUUUAGAACCUCGCUCUAUGGCUGAGCCAGGUAAGUACACUUCUUUAACUUAUAUGCAUAAAUGUUCCAUUAUUUGAGCCUUACCAAAUGCCACUGUGGCAUACACAGACUGAAGCAAAAAGUAAAAAUAAAUAAAUGACUGCAGUCUAGCAUUCCAAUUCCUCUUCCAGAAAGUGCACAGAGACAGUCAUGGCUAAUGUAUGUUUUUAUAUUCUUGUACACCGCCCUCAAUUUUUAUGAGAGGGUGGUAUAUAAAUACUUUUAUAAGUAAAUCAGUAGCUGGUAUUUAUUUAUUUAUUUAGUCACGUGUUGUAUUUGUAUCCUGCUUGUCAGACAAUUACUGUCUUCCAAAGCAGCUCACAUCAAGGGUGGGUGGCGAGAGACUAUCAAGCACUGCUGCCAAGUGUACAGACACACAGAAGGGAAGGGAAAGGAAUCAUCAGCUAGUUAAGGCCAGAACGAAGAGGUGAGCUAUGUGGGCAUUUAUAUCCAGUUGGGGCCAGGCUGAUGUUCCUUUGCUGGUGUUCUUCCUUGAAUAGCAGCUGGCAUCUGAGCUUUGGCCAAUGGAUGGGGCCAGCCUGUUCUUUCCCCUCAUGCCUGCAGUCCCAGGGCAACCAGCAGUUGGGGGUUAAAUGUUAAUUCUGCCAGAGAUGGGGGAAGAAAGUCCUUGCAGCUGCUCCUUCUCUGGCUAAUGGAUGAGGCCAAGUUGGUCACUAUGUUUUUCCUAGGAGACAAGAGCAGUCUCCCACUGGCUUCAGUCCAUGGCUGAUUGCAGAGGCCAGAAUGUGCUGCCUUCAGCUCUGCAGUCCCUGUGUAAGAGAAACAGACAUGUUUUCUGCAGCAUUGUGCUACAUUAUCAAGCACUCUGCUCUACCAAGUGUUGGAUUGCUGGCAUGGUGGUGGGUCUGCUGCCUUUUAUAUCAUUUUCUGUUGAGAGUAACAGAGAUGUUAUCUGCUGUGAAGUUUACCAUCAGACUCAUCUAACCAGUAGGCCAUGCCCUUAUCUCCCCUACCCCUUAUAGGCCAAAUAUCACAGAUGGGCCAAGGCACCCACCUGUCGAUCACCUGAUGUUACAAUGAUGUCAGCUGACUUGAAAGCACCAUGCAGGGCUUGCAAAGAGCCCCACACGGUGUGCUGAAGUGCUGCUGAUAAGCAGACUUGAAAGGGAUUCACUGCGCAGUCAGGUUCCCUACAAGAGAGCUCAGUCACACAGCCAGCCGCAUCUCUACCUGCCCCACACCUGACUUCACAUCUGAUAUCAGGUAUGGGGCAAGUAGUUGUGACUUGUGGAGGCGGCUGACAGCAGGCCAAACUGGGACCCAUGCUGGGUCCAAAGUUCCCCAACCCUCUGCAAAACCCAGCAGCAAUCAUAUAUCUAGUUAAUGUAAGCCAUAUUGAACUCAACAAGGUUUACUUCUGAGUAGAGAUGUAUAGGAUUGUGCAGUCCUGUACAUUUCUACUCAGAAGCAAGCCCCGUUGAGUUCAGUGGGACUAAUUCCCAGACCAUUGGGUACAGCCUGAAAAGGCUGCUAAAGCGGACACUAACUACUUUCAUUGGUGGGGAGAUAAGGAUCCUGUUCUCUCCUGUGAUUGCUCUUAUUUCAGAGCAGAGAACUGUUCUUUUCCCAGGCUAGAUGUGAAUGAAGGAGUCAGUAUUAAAUCCUUUCUUUUCUUCGGUGCGAAAUGUGCACCAGAUGAUGUAGGGAUGUCCUAUUUUUAUCCUGCUUGCCAGUUGGAGAGUAUUGUGUCACACCUCAGGCCAUGCCAGUUAUUCUCUCUUAACCCUCAGCUCCCCACAUCCCCGCCCCACUCAUGAAAUCUGAGAGUACCACUUCAGGCAUUCCACCUCUGAAACCGGAGAAUGCCACGUCGUGCAUUCUACCUCUUGAGAGGUGAAUCCUGACUGUUACUAGAUUUUUUUCAAUGCAUUCCAAACCAGCGCAGAUUUUCUGCAGGCAUUGCUGAAUUAAAGGGCAUGGAGACCCCAUGCAGUGCCAUUCCUCUAGAUCCCAUUGACAUGGCACUCCUUGUGCUCUCUGAAAUGCUUUUGAUGGUGAAAGAAGACUCACUUGUUUGUACAUGAUGUGAGAGAGCACUUCAUAAAAGCGGCACAGACGUGCCCUUCCUGCAGGGACUGGCAGAUGGGAUGCCACCUGCCAAAAGAUGUUGAGAGUGUUCACCUCAGAAGCACAUGUUUUCCUCUCUCCCAAAGGCUGCUAUCCCAGAGCAACUGAACAGGUUUAAGUCCUGUGAGAGCCAAGAAGGUUUAACUGUGUACUGAUUCUAACUACAUGGGCUUUGGAUAGUGACAUCGUAAAAACAACACAAAAACAAUUAGCCGGGGGGGGCGUGAUUCGGCACUUUUCAGAACUUUAGACUUAUAUGAUGCUUAAAGGUAGUACUGAAGGGUAAAGAAAAUGCUAUUCUGUCAGCCAGUAGACAUUUGGAGUAUACACUCUAAUGAAAGGUAUAGACCAGCAACUAACAUACAGAAAGAUAGGUGAAAAAUAGGUGCUAGUCUUCUUGGAAUCAUAGACAUUUUUAGUUUGAAGCAGCCCUGGACGUCAUCUUGUUCAACCCCUUGCUCAGUUCAGGAAUCUUGCAGCUGUAGCAGCCCUGACAACAUGCCACCCAGCCUCUGCUUAAGGAAAACCCACCACCUCCGAAGGCUGUCUGUAAGGUUUCCUUACAGUAUCCACAUACUAAUUCUACUUCAACCAUCUGGGGCAACAGAGAAGAGGUCUGCUCCAUCUUCUGUGUGACAGCCCUUCAAAUAUUUGAAAACCACUACCAAGUCUUAACUUCCCCUUCUAAACAUACUAUUUCAAUUGUUACUCAUAGGGCUUGGUUUCCUAUGAAGCAGCCUCAGAACAUGCUUGCAUUUAUACUGUAUAUAUAGAGGCAUAUAUAUGGAAACAGUUUCCAUCUUCCAUGACUCCUAUACCUGAAAUCUGCUUUUCUGGGACAGCAUCAAAACCAGCAGCCUAAGACAUUCCCCUGCCAGUUGAAAAUUUAACCAGCAAUCUUUUCCCAGUCCCCUGCCUCCCCCAAACUAAUAUAGGGACAUAGGAAGCUGCUUUAUGCUGAAUUGGGGUAUUGUUCCACCUAGCUCUGCAUUGACUGGCAGCUGCUUUCCAGGAUUUCAAGCAGAAAUCUUUCUUAACGCUAGCUGAAGAUGCCAGGGAUUGAACCUAGAACUUUCUGCAUUUAAAGCCCUGCCACUGAGCUGUGGCCCUUCCCCUUCAAGAGCCAUAAUCCCUGAGCCUCAUUACAACAAUGCAUGGAAAUUUCAACACAAGUUAUGGAAGAGAACAUCCUGGUGGAUUGUAUCUCAUGGGCCAGAUCUGCCUAUUGUUCACUCUACUGGCUUUGAUGGUGCUCAAAAUUAGCCCCUUGCUUGAUAUUUGAUAGUGUCAAUUCUGGAUUGAAUGGCCACUUUCCUCCACAUAUUGUGAUGGCUACCAGUAUUUUGAAAAAUGUCACAGUUAGCACGUGUCUACUACUUUCUGGUCAUGCAACAAAGAAACAGCAACACCAUUGCCAGCUGAGUGUAAUUAUUAAAGUAGUCCCAAACAGGGCACACUUGGAGGGCCCCCAUUUAUCUGGUACCCUACCCUAUAGCAUGAUUAUUUUAUUUGUGAAUUCGCACCUGCUCUGUGGUAAAAUUUGCCGAUUCCGUUGUGAUGGUUUUCAGAGGAGAUUUGCACGUUGGUCAUUGCGGAGGUGUUUUCAGAAGAUUCUGGGAGUUUUACGUGCACUGCAAGCAAUAAAUAUGGGACAGUCUCCAGUACAGCUCGCUUAACUGUAAAGGGUAAGAGAAGACUGUAAUAAUCCCUUUGCAAUAAUCACAGACAUAUUGAUAUGUGGCCUGAACUUCAGAGAAUAUAGAAAAGUGUUUGGGUUCGGCAAGGAAGUAGCCUUUCUCAAAUACAUUUCCUCCAGUGUGAAAAUAUUUCAGUCCAGUCUGGUGACAUAUCUCAGUUGAACGUGCCUAAAGACACCAAUUUCAUUAAAAGUUUGUAUCAUAAUAAUGGGGGAGGGCUUUUUUUUUGUUCAAGUGUUUCAAAAUUAUUGAUUAGUAUUGUGUGCUUGUGAAGGGGUGGCUAAACUGAAACAAAUAAGUAAAAUGUGACAAAAUUUAAAAGGCAUAUUAAAAUAUUAGUCUUGAUCCACAGAUCCACAUGUCAGUGGGGUUCUAAUGUCUUUUAUUUUACCAGGCAUACAUUUAAAGUUCCUUUCAUCCAUGUUCCUACUAGUCAGGAUUCACAAAUUUGAUUUCUAUCACUCUGUUUUCACUGCUUUCUUGAGUAUUUUUAAUCAGGAUUGUGCAGUUACACUGCAGGAAGAGCAGACCAUUUUAACUGCUCCUUAUCUGUCACACCAACUUAAACAAGCCUUCUUUAUACCAAUUGCAAGAAAAUCAAGUUUAGAGUAUUUUAGGUCUCUCUGAUUACUAUGUGUAUGCUAUCACUGUAAUCAAGUUCAGCAUACAGUAUUUGGGUCACAGGCACCUCCAAAGCACACAUCCCCAAACAAAAAUCCUAAAAUAUUUUGUCUUGCUUUCAGUAAUCUGAUAUGAGUGACAAAGCUUGCACACCACUCAAAAUGCAUUUUGCCCCUUCUGUGCACCCCUGUUGUCACUGAUUUGUGUGAUGAGUUACCAAGGCCAUAACUGUAAUGCUUGCUAUUCCAGGACCUGAGGACCAGAAUAAUAAUGCUGCUCUCCAUACUAUAAGUUCUAUCAGUUUAGUUGCUGCUGAGCAGCAGCCUUCUGCACCUGCCCCUUCACUUCCGCGGGUGGAUCAGCCUCCAAAGCCUAAACUGGAAGGAGUUCUUGUAAACCACAAUGAACCUCGGUCAAGUUCCAAGAUAGGCCUUCAUGUGCACUUUAAGCUUCCGGAAGAUGAUCAAGGAAGCGAAGCUUCAUCAGAGGGUGGAGGAGCGCCUACAAAUCAAACCAGACCAAACUGCUUCCCGGAUAAGAUCAAUGGGCAGAUAUUUAAAAACCAGGAGCUAACCUCACCUUCUAAAGAGCCACCUCCUGUGUUGGCUAAACCAAAACUGUAAGUAAGAAGGCAUUUUUAAAGCUUUAGCCGUGUCUGAAAUGGAAUUCCAUUUUAAUUGUUACUUAUAUUCUUAUUUCAAGCAGAAAUUAUAUUAUGUAUAAUAUGUAUAGUAUAUUAUGGCCUGAUUCACCCGUCACAAUGGUUUUCUUAUGGGCCCUAAUAAAGAUUUCAUCCAUUUUUGUUUUUGUAUGCAGGGAUCCCACCCAGUUAAAACAGCUACACACCCAGGUCUUGCUUGAGCAACAGCAAACACAGCAACCAUCCCCCCCACCUCCAAGAGAGUUGCCAUUCAAUACUGGCACACUGAACUCUGCUACUUCAUCCAACCAGCAACAGCAGCAGCCUUCAUCGACUACAUACAAGCAAAACAAGGGUCCCUCAACACAGACAUUCACCUACACCCGUCCUAAGCAGUUCUUGGCAUCUCAGAACACCACCCCAGCCGUCAGCUCCCCUUCCAGCUCCCCCAUGCCUUCAUUCAGCAACAUACCACAAGGAUCCCAGAGGACAACCAACAAGGAGAACUUCCUAGGAUCCCCACCAGCCCAGACAAGGCCUCCAGGAGGGUUGGCAAACCAAACUGAGCAGCCUCUUACAAGUCCCAAAGAACCUGUGUUGCCACCACUGUUGCUUUCUGUAUCUAGCAUGAAUCAGUUCCAGCCCCAAAAUGUGCCUCCUACUCCUCUCUCUCCAACUGGUCGAAUUCAGAACCCGGUAGCCUUCCUCAGCUCUGUUCUACCUUCUCUUCCUUCUACACCCCCAACAAAUGCCAUGGGUCUACCUAAAAGUGCGCCAACUCCGUAAGUGAUGAAAAUGUUACACAUUCAAGUUGGUACGAGGGAGUCAUUGUGAAAGAACAGACAGGGAUGGUUUGUCCAUAGGAAACAUCUGCCAAAUAAUAAUUGUGGGGUAGGGUGUUUUGAGCACAGUUAACAAAUUGGCCUCCAUUGUUAGAACCUAUACAUUGAUGAGCUCUUGAAAAAGGAGGGAAAGUGGUCCUUUGAAGGAAAGCUCUCCAGGAGUCUGUGUACAAUAUCACAGGCAAGGUUAUUUUUAAUGUUCUGUAUUUAGAAUAUCCCAAAUCAGAAAGUGUAUGGUAGGGAAGAGGAAGAUCUUUUUACCAUGCAUGCUUAUUCAUUCUGUCAGACCACUAUGUGCUUACUUGGGAGUUCUGAAUUCCACUUAGCACUUUCUAUUCUUUUGCCCGGGGGAGCAGGGGGAGCACUAUUGAUACAGCACUGUAUGAACCUAUUGGGACAGAUCGUCUGGAGUUUAGUGUCACCAGUAUGCCUUGUACCUUAUUAGCUAAACAUCCAGGUGCUGCCAUUUCUGUCUUCCAUUGUUUGGAAGCGAUGAUCAAAUGAAUGAGGUUGAACAGACUAAAACUUAAUUCAGACAAGUUGGAGCAGGUGUUAGUAUGAAAUCCUUGUGCCCUGGUGGGGUUAAAUAUUGAUAUUAAUUAAUAAAGGUUACAAACAGUGCUUUUUUCGGGGGUGGACUCAGGGGGAUGCAUACCCCUAAACAUUUUGUGAAUCUAAGUUUGGCCUCAUUGAGGGGCAGUAUUUCAAUAUGAGUAGAAAAAUGAGAGUACCCCUAAACAAUUUUUAGGGGGGGGAGCACUGGUGGGAAGCAGGUUUUGUGGUCCCUAGAGCAGUUUUUUAUCAACUUCAGCUAUUGCACUGGCCAUGCUGCUUCUUUGAGGACAGGGAUCCCACCAAGCUGAUGUCGACCUUUGCAACCUCCAGACCUUAUUAUUGCAAUGAAUUUCAUUUGCAUUUUGCUUCACUUUAACUGCAUUUUUAGCUUUGGUUAAUUUAUUUUUAACAGAAGUUUGUGGCAUCUCCAGGAGAUUUAUACUUGAAAAGCUGGAUAUUGUAAUAGUAUCCAUAAUAGUUAUCCAGUGGAUCACAGCCGUAGUCUAUUUAGAACUUGCCGUCCUCUUUCUUCAUUAAUGAUUGGGAUCAUUGACUAAGACCUUGGUUCCAUACAGUUUGUGUGCACUAGCAAGGGCUAUACCACUCAGCCCAUGAAAUAAACUGCAACUGUACUGAUCAGCUGUUUGGUGUAGAGGGUGAGAAUUGAAGUCCCCCUCAUUGCAUCAUACUUUACAGAGCUGGGUGUACUCAAUCCACAUAUGGACCCUAACUGGAUCUGAACAGCUUCUUUUGGUUGGCAGUGGUUUUUUGUAGAAAAAAGAAAAGAAGCAUGGGUUAAUGAAAUGCUAAAGCAGCAUUUUAACAUAAGAUUUGUUUUGUAGUGGAAGCCAGGGAACGGUGAAGAAAAAUCUUAGGCCUUUGCCACUGCCAACAGAAGAUUCAAUUAGAGAUCACAAAGCUGCUGUUGUCAAGGACCUGGAGAAAAGACUGCAUUUACGGGAUGAUGCAUUUCCACAUGGCCCGCAGGUAAGAGCACUGCCUACUGUUUAAACAUGUGCUCUCCUUGGACCUUCAGCCCACACCUUGCUUCACGCACCCAACAUACUAGGCUAGCAAAAUAUCACACUGCAUGGCAUUAUGCCUGGGGAUAGUGUGACAUUUUACUGGCAUUAUAGGCACAUAGACUGGCCUAAUGUUUAGGAUCAGAACAUUAAUCACUGUCAGCAGGGCUGCUGAUGAGAACUCUUGUGUGUAUAUUCAGGUUCAGCAUCAGUGUCUGGUAUGGUGAGGCAAAUGGCAGGACCUGCUACAGCUGCUGCUGCUGCUGCUGCUUUCUGGCAUCCUUUUUUAAAGCCAUUUUCUGGGUGGCAGUGCUCAUCCCAGCACAGUGAAGAGAAGUACCAGGUGAGGCUGCAUCCACCCCAUCUUAAUUUGAGAAGAAUUCUUCUGGAUUGCUAUGCUAGUCCAGAGGCAUUCUGGGGAAAUGAAGUUGGCAGUGGCUGUUGCAGCUGCUCCACCAGGCACUUCUCUUCUCACCGCCAGUCUUAGCACUGCAGCUUCUGCUCAUUGCUUCCUGUUAAGCUUAUUGGAGGGAUGGCGGAGGUGGAGGAGAGAUCUGUCAGGGAGGUGCUGUUUGAUAUUUUUUUUAAGGGUUCUAAUCCUUAAGGAAAUGGAGUUUGGCUUGAAAUUGUGUGGACAAUGUCUAGUGACUUCUCAGAAGGGGAGAAGACUGAGUGAUCAGUACUGUAGUGAGAGCUUCUGCUGCUUACAUAGUUCUUUGAUUCACUUCUCAGAUCAGAGAUGAGCUUUCUUGAGUGCUCAUAGCGUCUUUGCAAGUGACCGGAACACUGAUCUCCUAGGAUGCAAGAGACUUGUAAACUGGACUUGCUGAUUGCCGCUAGUUCUAAUGAACCAACAAACCUACCAUAGAGAUAUCAAAAUUUUCAAAAGUAGGGAGUCCAUGGCUUGGCUUUUGAAAAACUGGGGGCUCCGCAGUACUUAGCCAAUAGGGAACCAUGGAACUAAUGGAUAUCAGAAAUACAGUCGUUGUUAUUUGUGACUUUCUACAAAAAAAAAAAAAAAGAGUUUUGCCUCAAAGCGACUAAGAAUUUAAAUGUAUUUGUAACCACACGGCAAAUGUUUUAUGAUGCCUCUAGACAUAAGUAGUACAAGAGAAGGGAAAGAAAGGAGGAAAGAGGGUGAUGGAGAAGUAAACAUUGUUUGAUUCCUAAAAAUCAGAGUUUUGGAUGGGGUUUCCUCUCACCCAAGAUAGAACUUUGAAAAAUAUGAUAGCCCUGUUUGAAUUGGGAGCAGUUGCAGGAUAAGUGAAUGUGAUUGCUCCAUGGUGUAGGGGAAAGUACUGUUGCACACAUUAAAAUAUAUUCUAUUUUUAACUGUUGUUUCACUUGACCCAGAUUUGAGCUCUGUUGCUGAAAACAGAUUCAAGGGCCAAGUGUGGUGACUUGGAGUCCAGUUAAACUCUGACCUUGUUCCUGUAUAUAUAAACGUGAAGUAGCACAUAGGAAUGUACUAAUGACAAUGCAGGGGCACUUUUUCGUCUUCAACAGGUUUGCGAGGAGCUCCCUAUACAAACUUAGCUGUAGCUGCCAUGCAGUGCAUGUAAAUCAGCUGUCCCCACCCUUGUCCAAAUAUUUAUAUUUACAAAAGGAAAUCAGCCUGGAGGUAGACUGCCCACAGGCAAUAACUUAGGUGAUAUGGUUUGUUGACUGCUCUGGGGACAGAGCCACCUGCCAAACCACUUCUAGUAAGUCACAGGCACAUGAUGGGUUUUUGCAGAUGAAUCAUAGGUGCUAAAGUCUGUACUUGCUGAAGCGGUGAGAUGAAUUUCUUAGAAGGCUACUGUGAAAUACCACCCAAUCCUUUAUGUUAACGGCAUAAUAACUCCUUUAGAAACAACAGUCACUUUGUGCUGAUGAGAGCAUGAGCUAUUUAUUUAUACAUGAUGUGAUUGAACAGUGAGCCAAGAACUUUGAGGCUGUAAUCCUGUGCACACUUACCUGGGAGUAAGCCCCAUUGAACACACUGAUAUUUACUCCUGAAUUGAUGUGCAUUGGAUUGUGUGAUAUGAAAUGUUAAUUUUUAACCAUCUUUAAUUACCAUGGUAAUAGAUUGUGAUUGCCAUUUACUUCAUUGUCGUUUCAUCCAAAGCAUUUUCAUUCUUUCCAUCUCUUCAUCUUUCAUUUCCCAAUAUUUUCAGCAAUUGACCACUUGGCAGUGGGAUAGCAUGGGGGGUGCAGGGGGGCCCGGCCGCACCGGGCACAACUUCUGGGGGUUAGGGUUAGGGGGCGCAAAUCCACGGGUUAGGGAGCGCAAAUCCACGGGUUAGGGGGCGUAAAUUACUUGCCUUGCCCCGGGUGCUGACACCCCACGCUACGCCACUGCCACUUAGGGUGGGGUCUAAAUGUACUUGCUCUAGGAUAUUUUUUUGUGGCGGUGGUGAGGAGUGUACCUUAGACAAGGCACCUACCCUUAACCUGGGAGAAGUGGAACAUGCUAACAUGCCACAUCUGACCAUUUUUGGACACUCCACAAGAAGUGCGAAUGGCUGCACUUUUGGGGUGCUGGGCCCCUUUGCAGAUCUUGGCAUCACAGCAAAUGCCCAACUGCACCGCAUUCUGGUGCCAAACCAAGGGACCAGUGUAGUUUGUGUGAGCAAUAAAAAGUUUGUUCAUUAGUUUGUUGUAUUACAAGUAUGUUUAAAGCACUUGAUGUUUUAAAAAUCAGGUUUUCUAUAUCAGUGAUAGAUCUGGGUUUAAUUAAUAGUUUUUAUAAAAGCUGAAUGUAGAGUGGCAGAGAGCAGAGUUCUAAAGCCCUUCAGAAUCAUCAGCUUAAUUUAUUGGGCUGACCUUUCCCAGAAGCUCUGCUGCUCUUUUUGCCAGCAUCUGCUUGUGCUGCUCACACCGUGUCGUGUGUCCUGCCUCAAUUCCCACCUGUCUUCCUGAGCUGAGGUAGGGGAAGCUGCAUGAAAGAAGCAGGUGUAAUAUGUUAACGUUGCCCCUACGUGAAUCUGCCCAGUGACAUCUCAACAAGUCAUUCCUCCUGCACAUUUUGUGCUCCAGUGGCUUAGGUUUUAAAGAUAUAUUUUUAAUUCUGUUUACUGUUUCUGAUCAGUUGUACACUGCCUUGCUGGUUUACAGAAAGGCAGUAUAGAAACAUUAACAAUAAAUAAAUAAAUACCCACUACCCUGUUUCCUCACCCCUCUCUUUUCUUCUGCCCCACCCCUAAAACCCCUGACUGCCCCUGCUCUGUGGCUACCUUUAGUCCUUUGGCUUGAGCUGCUAUAAUGCCUCUUGCUUGGAAGCCCUCCUGCUCUCCCCUCCCCUCUGGUCUCCCAGAACUAGAAGAGGUAUGAAAAGGGCAGAGCAAAGAAAGGCACGGUGACAAAGUCAGGCAGUAGUGACACUUUCAACCCUUCAGUGUCGAGUUCAGGAUACACACCUGCUUUCUGUGUCCACCAAAACAUUUGACAGAAAUAAUUGCUAAGGAGCCUCCUCCCUACUGGGCAUGUGCACAGAAAUCCUCCCUAGCAACUCAACAAAAGUAUUUCUCUCCACUCAGCAAACUCUCCUUGCUUUCCGGAAAGGGGAGAGUUCUCACAGAAAAUAAUGGAGCCGCAGUUUGCUAGUCAUUCCAGCAGCUCCAUCUUCUGACUUCAGUCCUAGUGUGCCAUUGGUUUCUGUGCUGAGGUCAGGCAGAGCUGAAAGCUGAGGCCCCAUCAGAGAGAAGGAUGUCCUCUGCUGGGUUGCUUGCAGUGGCAGACCUUAGCAUCUCAAAUUUCUGUGGCGCCCUGUGCAAUGCCAAAAUCUGGUGUGUGUGUCCCUCCCCAACUCCCUCCUUCUGCUGGAUGUCGCAGUUGCAGCGCCCCAGAAUCUCCAUGCUUGGUGUGACCGAACUGGUCAAGCUCCCCUAGAUGUGCCUUUGUUGCUUGAAUUGGAUAGCAUUCCCAGGGAAGUUUCCUUGUGUUUUGCCAGCCACACAAUAGCUGCUGCAAUAGAAGGGGCUCUGAUUGCUACCAGAUGACUUGUUUAUUGAGCAUUUAUCUGAAUUUGUUUGCAGAGAGGUUAGAUGACACUGUGUUGAGACACUGUGUUGUUAUCCCACAAUUUCCAGUGCAUCUUCCCAUCAUUUUUUCUACCGGGGUCUGCUCAUUUUUUGUUACAGGGCCCUAGCAUUCUGCCUGUUUUGAAACAGAAAGAAGGCCUCAAUCUGACUGUUUUUGUUCCACUGGUAUCAGGAGCGAACAACUUCAUUGGAGAAAUUCUGGGUUUAUUUGUUCAGUUUCCUGAAAAUGUUGCAGAGCAGAGCGCUAUAGUCUUCUUUAAUGCUUUUAUGCAAACAGAGUACAGAGUACACUCUGAUUUAUCUUCCAGUCGUAUAUGCCAAGAAUUAAUGUUAGUUUUCCCAAUUAAUUAUAAUAUUUUAAGGAACACGAGAAUGAACAAAACAACAAGAAUGUCCCAAGCUUUAUUUAUGUUUCUUACUGUUUAAAUCCAUGCUACCACAUAAUCCCCUUUAAGUUAAUUCAAAAUAGCCAAAAGGAAAGGACAAAUUUUAACAAAAAGCAACAUUUUAUUGAUUUUGAAAACGGUAUCUCCUUGUAAGUACAAAGGAGAAUUAGCCCACAGGGCUGCUGCAGCCAUCCUCAGCCAUACAAAGCCCUCAGUCGUUACCAAAGUACACUUAAAGCAAAGAUAGGGAACCUAUAGCUCACAUAUGUUGUUGAAUUCCAGGUCCUGUCAGGCCCAGCCACCAUGGCCAUUGUUCAAGGAUGAGAGAUUUAUAAUCCAACAACAUCUGGAUAGCCACUGGUUCCCCCAUCCUUGUUUUUAAGGUGUUUGUUUCAAACUUUACAAGAGGGUGGGGGGGAGAAAGGAAGGUCUCUCAGUCGUCCCCACUACCUCCAUGUAGUAAGAAGGAACUGAAUUUUUUUUUUACCUCAGAAUUUGCAAUUCAGCUCCUCAUUUUAACCAGUGGGGACUUUUUAGUUCACAUCACUGGGAGUUAAACUGUCCCUUCCAGCUUGUAAAAUACUCUGUGCUCUCUUAAUUAUUUGAAAUGGUGUGUGCACUGCAGUACUGGGUGAUUAAUCAAACCCCACACUACAUGUCACUUCUGAAACUCCCUUCUGUUGCCUGUGCUAGAUUUUAUUAAAAUUAUGCCCAUAUAAAUCAUCAUAACAUUUUCCUAAUCCCAUUACUUCCCUCUACCAGAGAGCAACCUAUGAUGAAAAUCUGGCUCGCAAGCUUCAGGGACCAAGCAAUGAUACCCCAAUCUUCAACUUUACAGCUCAGGAUGUAUUUAAGGUACAACCCUGCUAACCCUCCCAUCUAGGCUCCAUAUGUAAAUCUGAUGACUAGAAUUUGAAAAUCUGAAAUUCAGCCAUUAACACAAUUGGAAGUAGCAGGGAGUGUGUGUGUGUGUGUGUGUUUAUUUCUUACAGAAAAUACCUCCAUGAUACUUCUUGACAAUUAGUUGACAGUAAUUGACAUUUUUUGACAAUUAUGAAGCUGCCAAUUUGUUAAGAACAAGAAGGCUAUACUUCAAGACAGAUGUUCUGUAAACCCAUACAGUAAAGAAGCUCUAAAUUCUAGAAGGAUAUUAGCUCUAUGUGUUAUUAUUUAGUUAGUUAGCUAGAUAAUCCUAUCCUAUCCCAAAGUACUUCACAGAGACACUAUUAUUCCCAGUUUACAGGCUAAGAAUGAGUGACUUGUCAAUUCACAUUUUUACAGUUUUAACAUGGUACAAAAAGGGCUCAUUUAAUGAUAAAAUAUACAUAGUGAGCAUAUGUGCAUAUUAAAUGCCCAGGUUUCUAUCUGCAAUAGAGGCAGAAGCAAUGAUUAAGAGAGGUCUGGGCUCCUGUUUCUGUGCAUAUUGCAAGGAAACCCACACAUUUAAACACAUAUGCUGCCUGUUGCACAUCUAGUUUGCCUUUUAAUUAGUUAAUUAAUUAAUUUUAUAAAAUUUAUGUACCGUACUACUUGAUUGUAAAAAACCCUCAAAGCAUUUUAUAAAAGGGAAAAAUUCACAACCAUACUUUUAAAACAUACAAAAGUUAAAAUAUUAAGCCAGUUUAAAAUUACCUCAAGUUAAAUACGUCAAGUGUGAAUACUACAUCUAUUGACUGAGCUGAGAUAUAUGAUUUCGGGGGUCCAGCACUUCCCUGGUUCAGACUGACCUUAGUUUUAGCAAUUUUGGAGGCUUAGAUCACAAAGCAAUAAGCAGAAUGUUUGACCUUUUUUAUCUACUACCAUGGAAUAAGUGCUUUCAGUUGGCAACUCUUAGAAGCUCAUGCCUUUCUAUUUUGCAAAGGCAUUCUGUAACAACCAUCAGAAGCAAGUAACUGAGACAGGAAUUUGCUCCAUUUUGUAUAGCAAUUUGCUGAGGCAUGCUUCAUGAAAGAGAAAACUAAACAAGGUGAAAUUCUAGAAGGAUAGGCUUUGCAUGCCAGCUGGUGAAAAGCCAUGAAGCACAGCCAACCCAAAGGUGAUCUGACGACCCCCAUCUAGUGGUGGACUCAUGGCUUCAUGGCUCAGUCUUUCACUGUUGGAUGAACUUAGGAAAACCAUUCUCCUUAAGGACAUGUUUUAAGGAUCAAAUUCAAUGUGAUGCAGAAGAACCAUAAUUAGGAUGCCCCGCACACACUGAGAGAGAAAAAGAAAAGAAAGACUCCCCAUAGCACUGGGGGAAGAGGGACUUAACCAUCCCCACCAUAUAGCAUUUUCCCAAUUAAAAUUGUCCUGAUGUUAUCUGCCUUGCAGUGAAAGAUUUAUAGGAAGUUCGGUUUAGCUCGGAAGCCCUUCAAAUUCCAAAAACAAACGUUUGAUUCCAUGCAAGGAGGAAAGAUGGACAUUAAAAAAAUAACGCACACAAGAAAGCCCACUAUCAACUUGUUUGUUCUCGUUGUCAGAUUUAAGAUAGAUUGGGACAAAAUUAAAACAACCAAUAUUUAUUUAUUUAAAAGGAGUACAAUACUAAAUACAAAAAUACACCAUAAAAACAAUAAAACAGUAUCCUAAAAACAGAGAUACAAUGUACAAACCAGUAAAAUGGUAUUAUAUAAACAAUAAUUCAGUAGUAAACAGGAUCUAGUCAAAUGAGUCACGGAAGUACCUGUCAACAAUUAUCUAAGUUAUUUUUAGCUUGGGAUACAAAUUUUUAUAACUAAUUCAGUUACAUAACAUUGUGCAUCCAUGACCUGGAAGGCACUAAGUACAGUAUACUGCUCUCAAGACUUUCCCUGGGAAGCGAGAAAUUAAAGGGGAAAUGUCUGGUUAUUUUAUAACACAAUAACAGAACACGUAGCAUAUGUUCAAACUCUUCAUUAGCACAUGGACAAGUAUCAUAUGGUGGGUGCCUGCAUGGUUUUCCCUGCUGGAAAAAACAUGUUUUGGAGUGGGGGAGGCGUGCUUUUAUGCAGGAAAACGUCAUGAGGGAAGGGGCCGAAUCCCCUCCACCAGUGCCACAGUCCUGAUCAAAUUUGGGGACUCCCUGCAACUGCUAAUACUUUUCUUAAAAAAUAAGGGGAGAGUUGUGUUUAAUAUCUUCCACCUUUUGCCUAGUCCUAGUCAGGUGUUAAGCUGACACUUAAGAAGCUUCAACCUGCCAGUCUCUGUGUGAUGGAAGAGUAACAGUGUCCUCUCUGCUAUCUAUGCACUUCCAUUAAUGUUUAGUGCUCCUGACAAAAGCCACACACAUGCAGGCAACCAUUUUUGUGCAAUCCUCUUUUUUGAAGGUGAAGAAUCUCACAAAUUGGGCACUUUCAGCUCUAAUCUUCUCAAAAUUACUUCAAUGGGACUGGAUCAUGCAUGCAUAUUUUUGACUGGAUCGUUGCAUUCAGUAUCUCACAUUCCAAUAGUGUAGUUUUUUGAGUGAAGCCAAAAUCUGGCCCUCAGGAUAAACAAACCAAGUAUAAGAGGAAAUGUACGUGAUGUGUCCUUUCAUGAGGCUGCAGGCCUCUAACCCUUUGUAGUUUAGCCAGGUGACAUCAGGAGCAAGACUCAGGAUAACUCAGGGUGCCUCCAAAUGAAAUGUUUAUUGAGCAUUUAUCCUAUUUUGCCUGAGGCUUACAUGGAUAUUACACUAUGUCCAGUCUUUGUUCGGUUUUUGUACUGAUUUGCUUAUGGGGUGUUUAUAUAUUUUCUGUUAAUUGCUUGCUCAUUCUACACUUUUCAGUGCAUUUUCCUGUCGCUUUUCUAUCUGCAAAAUGUCUGGGGGGGUGUUAUAAGUAGAUUUAUUGUGUUAGGGCAACAGAACGUUUUUAAUCCGCUUUAAUUGCAAAAACCUAAAUUUCUAGUACACACUUGAAGUCUCACACAAAAUAGUGAUGGUCUGAAGGCAUUGUCAGUUCAUUUUGGGGAGAGCAAGGGAAGGAAGCUGGAGUAGAAUGGAGAAAUCCAAAACCCGUUUGAUCUCACCCAUGGUAAAAUCAGACGUUGAAGUCAUGUCUCAAUGCACACGUUUCAUUUGGAAAGGUCCUACUGCUUGGUUCUGGGGAUAGCCAGUCUCUAUGAAGAUGGAGGAAACAACAUUGAAGUAUCUGCUGUGAACUGUGAUUUCAGCAAUAUAUUGGAGUACAACUUUUGUAACUAAUCAUGUCCCUCCACUGGGUUAUAUUGCAGGAAUAUAAAAUUUCCAGCUUUGAGCAGAGGUUGAUGAAUGAAAUAGAGUUUCGCCUUGAACGUACCCCAGUGGAUGAAUCAGAUGAUGAAGUUGAGCAUGAUGAGAUCCCUACGGGCAAGUGCAUUGCCCCAAUCUUCGACAAGAGACUCAAGCAUUUCCGUGUCUUGGAAGGGUACCCUGCUACCUUCACUUGCAAAAUUGUUGGAAUUCCUAUACCUAAGGUAGGUGGUGCACAGAAAUCCAAAAGGGAAGACCAUGCUGGAGAUGUGUUUUAAAUGUAUAGUGUAUAUGAAGGCUUAGAGUACAAUGCCUUGUGAUCACCUAGUAAAUUAAUUUGAAUGUGGUGGGGAAGGGCUUCUUGGUGGACUGUUCAAUCUGAAGUAGCCCAUGAGAAGAAAUGAACCAUUCUCCAUUCAGUUGGAUUUACUUUUUGGCGAGUAUGUAUAGGAUUGUAGCUGUAGCAACUAUCAGAGACAGAUUUAGGAGAGCACAACCAGUUCAGCUGCACUGGGGGCUGAGCCUCGGGGGCACCGCAACAAUGGUGUAGAAUGUAGUCUGGUUGAGUUCAGUGAGACUUACUCUCACAGGUAAGUGUGCAGCCUAAGUCUCCUUUCUUUACAAUCACGACAGGUAUAUUGGUUUAAGGAUGGCAAGCAGAUUUCAAAGAAAGAUGGACAUUUCAAGAUGAUCAGGGAGGGUGAUGGGACAUGCUCACUGCAUAUUGAAGAGACCACGAAUGAUGAUGAUGGAAACUAUACAUUCAUGGCUGCAAAUCCACAGGUAAGGGUUUACUUCCCUUUAAAAAUGUAUUGCACCCCUUCCCCCAAGCUUUGGAAAGUCCAAUUGACUAGUACCACUGUUAUAUCAUAACCAUUCAUUGGUCUUAAACACCACAACAGCAGCAAUGAGGAAGGAGACAAUUUAAUGAAUUGUGUUACUUCUCUCCUAUAUCGUUCUGACAGGGGAGAAUCAGCUGUUCUGGUCACUUACUGGUUCAAACUCCUCCAAUGCGUGGUAGAUUAACAACAGCAAUCCAGUCACACAGGUAAAAACAACCAACAACACCUGAUCCUUGGUGUGUAGAUAUAUUGUGAGGUAAGCAUGAGUGAACUGGGCAAACUGAAGCUAUGGUGGGUUCACCAGCAGUGAGCGGAGGGAGAUGCCCAAAGAUUAAGCUUGGCUGGGGAGUUCAUCUUUUUCUAAGAUGGCAGCCCUGCCUCCCAAGCUCAUCCCAUGUUUACAGGUUUUUGCAUUGCAGGGGAAGAUCCCGUAUACCAGAAGGAGAUAAGGAACCCGUCCAGGAGCGAUUUUUCCGGCCUUAUUUUCUGCAGGCACCUGGGGACAUGGUAGCUCACGAAGGACGGCUUUGUAGACUGGAUUGCAAGGUUGGCUGGCUUUCUUUGUUUGCCCUGUUGCAUUAGCAUUUGAUCAUCUCUUCAGAGAAAAUCAGUGCAGGCUGGGUUCAGGCUGAUCACCACAAAAAAACGACAGCAACAAAACUCCAAACUAUCAGUAUGUGACUUUAAAACAUUUGGCUUUUGUGGAAACUUUCAAUCCAGAGAAAAUCACAAGCCUGGAGGGGAGCAGAGGUAAUUAAAGCCACCAACUCUCUUCUUGCCCCUGUCACAGCCAUACAACCCAAAUGUGUAACUACAAGUAGAAAUGAACAAAAUGCACUCUUCGAAGGAAUAAAUGGCAACAUAAGCAAAUGGAUCAUAAAAAAUAUAUUUUUGAUAUGGUCUGCUGCUCCCCCCGCAAAAAAAAAAGAAUGACAAGAUGAACAGCACAGCGGCCCAGUUCAGGCAUAACAGAAUUUGUCGCCCUCUGUUCCUCUUUAACACUGUACUUCAGCGGGGGUGGGGGCCCUCUUCCAGCCCUGCACCACAUCCUACAUUAAAGCUUGUAACUUACAAAGAUGGCAUGAAUUUCCUCACAGUUUCCUCUUGAGAAUCUUUGGAGCACCAAGAAGCAAAACAGAAAUGGAACAAAAAGUGAUGGAUGUUUUAAUCUCACUCUGGACCUAAUCUGUUUUACUUAAAGGCAUGGAUGGGGAAAUUUAAUAAACAACAACAACAAUAAUGUCACUGUUGGUUUUUGUUUGCUUGCUUUUUUGUUUGUCUAUUAGGUGAGUGGGUUACCACCUCCUGACCUGAUGUGGCUUCUGAAUGGCAAGCCAGUUUUACCAGACACCACUCAUAAGAUGCUGGUCAGAGAGACAGGAGUGCACUCUCUGCUUAUUGAUCCGCUUACACAAAACGAUGCUGGAAUUUACACUUGCAUUGCCACUAACAAAACAGGACAAAAUUCAUUCAGCCUGGAGCUUAGUGUUGUAGGUAAGGCUAUUUUUAGAUGUUUAAUGCAGAGGCUACAUCAUGCAUUGCAGUGUCAUGGUUCCGUUGGCAAAAACAGAGGCAAAUGAAAAUCCUCAUUAUUCGAAUUUAUUGUGUCUCUUGAUACUAAGGAAACUUGCCCCAUUUCAUACCUGAAGGAUGGAACCAACCUUUGUCAUGCAGAAUAUUGCUGGAAUUACAUGAGAGUAAGAAGCACCUUGCUAGGGCACUUACACAAGGAGACCUAUUUUAAAAGGCCUUCCCCCAUCAGUGGACCGUUAAGGAGAAGGCAGCCAAAUCCCCUUACCUUCAAGCUCCUAUGCCAUGGCCACUCUUACUGGACCCUGACAUCACACAAAUCCAGGAUUAUGAUGUGGCACUACAGGUGCUCCUGUAGGGGGUUUGUGUGACAACAGCAUUGUAUUUAUUUGUAUAUUGGAAGAAAGGCAGAAUGCAUGUUUUUUUUUUGAAAAGCAAAUCAAUCAACAGUGGACUGCUAUCAGUGAUUCCUUUCCUCCAGAGGAAGCGCCUUUUUUUGGAGGAAGGGAACUUUAAUAUGUAAUCUGGUAUAGUGAUAUGAACAUGGCAGGAGGAAAACAGGGCUGAAAAUGAUCAAGCUUCUGUCUGCCAAUUCCAGCAAUUUCCAUUAAGAAAAAUGUGUCUUUGCUGUAAGAAGGUUUGUACUCAUGCCCUCUCCCUGCCAACAGACAUACAGUACACAAACAGAUACAUACACAUAUUUUGGGGACUUCCAGAAACUAUACUGUUGUGAAUUGUAUUGUUUCCGAUGGUGGGCUGCAAUUUGUCAAAUAACCCUGGAGAAUCACAUGAGUAAUUUUGUAGCAUUAUAAAUUUUGUUUGCAGGUCUGAAUGUGAACAUUGAAUUAAAAUGUGGUCCAGUGGAGCUGGGGGCAGGGUGAGGGGUGAGAGAGAAACCAGAUAGGAGAAUCACACAAGCCUUUGGUUCCAUCUUUUCCAGAAAAAGAAGUUAAGAAAGCUCCAGUGAUUCUUGAGAAAUUACAGAACUGUGGAGUACCAGAAGGACAUCCAGUCCGGCUAGAAUGCAGAGUGAUUGGAAUGCCACCCCCAGUCUUUUAUUGGAAGAAAGACAAUGACACCAUUCCUCCCCAUAGAGAGAGGAUGAGGUAGCUUUAAAUAUCUUAAAAAUGGGAUAAUACCUGACAUUCUACAAGUUGGGAGGCAUUUCCUUGCUCAGGAAAGUUAAUAUUAUCCUGCAUAAGGCCUAAGAAACAGCAAGGACUAAGUUCCAAACACGAAGUCCAUAUUACCCAUGAAGUCUAUUUUAUCCACCAUAAGGGCUGGAGCAUGUAUGGCUCUGUUUAUACAGGUUUUGUGUAAGAAGACUGCCCUAUUAAAGAGAGGGAUCCUGCAGCAGAAGUCUUUAUGCCUGUAAAUUGCUGCGUAAGCAUGCACUGAACAACCACAAUUGGCCAUGGCUGCAUGUACUUUGUAUGUAUUAUGUAUGUUUGCAAGUAAACAAGCAUAUAAACACAGAAAAUGUUUGUAAGAAAAGGUAUCGUUCCUAGUGUUGUUCCAUACAAGAGGAGCAAUGCAACAUGUCAUUUCCAGGACACCUACUCUAGUCUAAGAAUUUAGGUACACUGGGAAAAUUUUCUUUCUCAUGGUUACUACUGUUGUAACUGGGAGAGAGGGACAGAUGUGAACAUUGAAAGGAAAUUGCUCAGUACUGCCUGGCAGCAGCUUUCUAGGGUUUCAGAUAGAAGUCUUUCCCAACCUUACCUGGAGAUGCUGGGUACUAAGCCAGGCCUUACACAAAAUAUUUGUGUAGUUUCCUUUCCUUGUAUGGUUAUAACAGCCCCAGUUAUAGCAGCGCAUAACCCAAGAACCCUUGGUAUUUUUGUUUUCAGUAUGCAUCAAGAUGCUACAGGGUAUGUUUGCCUUCUGAUUCAGCCCGCUAAGAAAGUAGAUGCUGGCUGGUACACUUUGUCUGCAAAAAACGAGGCUGGUAUCGUCUCUUGCACUGCUAGACUUGACAUAUACGGUAAGUAGGUAUAGUUUAAGUCUGGGAUGCAGAACCUGUGGCCAUCUGGGUGUUGUGGGACUCAACUCCCAUCAGGCCCAGCCAGCAGGGCCAAUGGUUAGGGAUGGUGGGAGUUUGUAGCCCACCAAUAUCAGGAUGGGGGCUCAGCUUCCUCAGCCCUGAUUUCAGUAAUAAAAUAAUUGAACUGAUAUAAUUCACCAAUACCAAUUCCAUGCUGGUAGCUUGUUGCCUUUUCUCAUCUUAUUCCUCUGUUGGGAUAUUCUCUUGAAUUUAGCAUUGUCCUUUUAAUUUAGAGAUCUUUUGCUUGGUUGACAUAAUAAAGGGAGAUAAGUUUGCUCAGGGCUAUGCUGUUUCAGCUGAACUGAGACUCUUGAGAUUCCAGGUAGAAUAUAUGGAUGAGCUUUGAACAGAGGGUGACUAGCAAAGACAGCAACUUAGAUAAUGGGGAGGCAAUUUAGAAGCAGCUUGGUCCAAGUUGGAUACCGAAGAGUCAGGAAGACAGGAUACAAACAAAUAGAAUGUAUUUGGUGGGAUUAAGGAAGGGAAGGGACUGGCUCUGGGGGAGUAGAAAGUAACUUAUUAUCUGCUUUCGCCACAUCCAUUUUUGUGCCUCUGCCAUGCCCAUUUUACCCUUGGCCACAAAAGGCAUUAGCCAUCCCUGUACUAGGGAGUUCUCUAAUUUGAGUAGCUUGGGAACAGUUGACAACUGGAAACAUCAUGUUCCCACUAGUUCUUAGGUUUCAGCUUGUGUGUUUGUAGGGGUAGACAUUCAGUGUCUUUGUGUAUGAUUGAAGAGAGAUGUUUGAGAUUCGUGUACGGUGUUUAUGAUUUUUGUUGUUGCUUUUGGCUCCAGCCCAGUGGCAUCAACAGAUCCCUCAGCCAAUAAAGAUUCGCCCUGGUGGCACCCGAUAUGCAAAUCUCUCGGGGCAAGGACUCGACAUUUUUUCUGCUUUCUCGACUGUUGAGAAUCCAGUGCGGUUUUCGUCACCAUCCCAGCCUGUGGUAGAAAGUGAAGAACUUUAA
Podarcis lilfordi (Lilford's wall lizard) is the source of this 59968-nucleotide messenger RNA. The record is from the annotation of a GenBank genome assembly. NCBI's taxonomy places the organism in Eukaryota, Metazoa, Chordata, Lepidosauria, Squamata, Lacertidae.